GGUAAAUAAACAUGGCGGACAGCUGACACCCGGAAUGUUUUAAAUAUUCUAAUAGCAACUCAGAUCUGUCGUGAUAUAUCUUGAACAUCUGUCCCCAGAAAAACCACCGUGAUGAGAGUUUACGGUACUAAUUUCGCUUCAAAAGUGUUAGGAGUUCAUUGCAGUGAGAGUACUCCAUGAUGACAGACAAAGUGUUCACUACCCGAAACUUUGAAGGAGAAAGACGAUCUAUUCCUUUGCCCAUUCAGACAUACUUCUGGCGGCAAACAAGGUAUUAUUUCAUAAAGCAAUUUACUUUCAACGCAGGCGACCUUCCCUGUGAAUACAAAAGCAGCACUUUUCAAGAAGUGCCUGAUCUAUUAUCUCCUUAAAGCUAACCCAAUUUUCUCAGCUAAGCGUUUUCGGGCACGAUUCAAGCGAAAAUGUCUUGACCACCGCCUGCUAGAUUAAGUACAUACUUUAAUAAUUCACAUGAAACUUUACCUCAAAUGUUCUUUUGCUAAUUGAUCUUUUGCGUAUAGCUUAAUAUUCUUCUCACAAUAUUCACUGAAACGUUUUGACAUAAUAGUCAUUUUGAGAGCAGCGUAACUACAAUUUACAGAUGUCAAUCAAGAAACCUUCACCAGUCGUGACUCUUUUACUACCAAACCACUUGAAGUGUUCCUUUCUAGUCCUUUAAACUUUAACCUAAACUAAUCAAUUAGCCACCAAGCUGUCAACAGUCAAGCCACUAAAACUAUCUUGCAUUCUCUCAAAACUUUAAUAAUUUAAAUCUAAAAUAUUAAAUAUUUAUCUUUCUGGUUCUUUGAAUACUCAGCAUCAAUGAGCUACUUAGACACUUCUCUCAAACCCCUUAUCCCCCUGUACUGUUGCUCCAAGUUAAAGGCCUCAUGUUCCUACCUGGUACACCUUUAAUGAAAUCAUACCUUUAAAAAAAAAACCUUUAAACUGAAAUGUUUGACGGUGCCUCUUGUGAGGUAGAAAAAGAAACAGUGUUAUAGCUCACUCAAUACGAGGUAUGCCCCAAAGAAAGUUAUGACUUGUAAUCCACUAAUAAUACUCACACGAUAGCAAUUCAUGAACAUUGAAAACAAUGUUACACCUGUAUCUAAUUAUUGAAUUUAUGGCAGUUGAACUUCUGGUUACUCUGGUUUCUGAUAUCUUGCAAUGAUACAAAGGCCAGUUGACUUCCAAAUCACAUUCGGUCGCAUAAUCAAUGAGAAAUCUCAUCAUCAUAUGAAAUUUAUAAUCUGGACAAAAUAAACUGUGCUUUUGAAACGUCAUGCAGAGUGCAUGAAAUUUCUAAUGUUGUUCCAAAUCUAAUAAUGAUAAGUUUCCUCUGCAAAAUAUACUCCGAGGUCUACUGAUAGGGUGCCAAAAAUAUUGGGAAAUUAUGCGGAAUUUCCAGGAAGUAUCAUUACAAGGCAGAAAAGUUUCAUUAUGUAGUAAACUGUGUGAAUUCUCUGGAAAAGAUUAGGCAGGCAUAAAAAAAAAUUAUAACUCGAUUAGAUGCACAAUAACAUUGCAGAUUUCAGUGUCUAUACUUGAUGUUUCCAGUCCUAAAAAGCCUUAAAUUAGUAUUUAAGUUUGUGAGUUUUUGGACAAUAAAUGCAUUUAGUAUCAAUCAUUAGAUUUCUUAUAAACUACUGCAAUCAGGGACCAAUUUAAUAAGUAUAGUUUACAAUUGUGGCUUUUGUUUUCACACUCCAAAACAAUAGCUACGCUUGUAUUAGUUGUAAACAUUUUAUUAAAAUGAUCCCAGAUUAGAUUUGAGAUCAAAUAUUAUUGCAUAAUAUCAAAGUGUUGACAGCAGUGUUUUUUAAUGCUUGUUUUAGUCAACUUCUGAAGCCAAAGCUUGUCAGGAGAAAUUAUGAGUCAGCCUGUGUGGUAAGUAUGGCAAGCAAGUUAUGCUUAAGUUGACAGACAAAUUUAUUGCAGAUCAGUGAUUUUAAUCAAAAUAACCAGUAGUAAAAAAUGUAACCCUGUGAUGAACCAGUAGGUCAUCUAGAAGGGAGAAGAAAUUAUCGUAGUUCCUUCAUAAAUCCAGAAAUCCAAACACUUUCUCCAUAUACGUACUUGCAUAAUUAUCUUAUGGUUACAAAGAUAAGAUGUGGAUCAGAAGAUCCCUUUUUAUUCUGAUCUUGCUAAAUUGAUUCCAUCCCUCAUCACUCAAAGCUGAUUUCAGGACAGAAAUGUCUCACAAUCCACAUGAACACUAUAAUUAUAAACAUUAUAUACAUUAACCUGCUAUGAAUCUGCUAGAACAUUUUAUUACAAUAAUCUUUUAAUAUUCCAUUUUAAUUGUUUCAUUUUCUUAUUCUGUGAAUAAUUACAUGUAUUUUAUUUUACCUAUGUGCAUCAAAACCAAGAAUCCCCUUGUGGGGCAGCACAGGGUCAGGGAAGAAAGGGGCCAGAAGCUAGUUUAAGGUGCACCUAAGCAAUCAGACUCAAAUGGCCUGAUCUUAUUGAUUAGGUUUCUGUCACAUGGAGUAUUUAGGAGUAUUGUUACUGAUCCCCGUGACACGUGUUAGUCCAUCACCGGGUUACCCUGACCAACAGCAUGCCAAUUCUGGUACCUAUUUAUACACUUACUGUAGUUUUAAAGAGAGACAAAGUGGAGAAAAGUUUCUUGUUAAAGAAAACAACACAAUGGUAAGACUUGUAAACCCUCACUUACGGAUUAAAAGUUUGAGGUGUUAACAACUUGGCUGCUACUACACUUUGUCUGGGGCAGGUAUGAGGGGAGAGGGCAAAGGAGCUUUCUCUCCUUAAUUCCUCUAAGGUGAAUGAAGAUAAAAAUACUAGUACAGUUGAACGCCUACAUAUAAGUGUGACCAGCAGUCAUAAGCGACCACUUACACUAUCCAAAAUACCAAAAUCAGUUUUCUAGUCAAAGCAUUGUUAACCCUUUGCGUCAGUUAUUCAAACCGAGUUCAGCCAGUGUUUAACAAAUUUGUGUUCUAAGCCAGUAGUUUACUAAAUGCCUAUAUCUAAACACAAGUUAUUGUGAACAGUUUCAUGGAAGAAUCAUGGCGGACUGGAGAAACAUUUUUCUUCCUUAAGUAACCCACUUAAAAAGAGAUCUGGAGGUCCAAUGAUUUCUUAAAUCACGGUCCAAGUCAGAUUUUGUCUAAUAAACUGACCCUUUAAGGCCCUAAUUGUCCUGACUGAAGUCCAUACAUUUCCGCAAAUCCAGCAUUUGAUAAAAGAUCAAAGCACUUUUCUAUUGGUGACCAUUUUAGUAAUCCUCAUGAUGAUAUAUGGAUUUUGUCAGGAGAAAAUUGAUUCUUGGGAACUACAGGGUUGAUAGCUGGAUCCUCUUGUAAGCAACCACCCCAUAAGGGAUCACCAAAUGUUGAUGUUUAACCCAUUUGCUCCUGGAGAUUUUGCCGAAAAACGCAUUUUGAAGCUAGUCGAGUGGUUUUCUGGUCACUGUCGUGCUAUAAAGAGCUAAAACUUACCACAAACUGGUUUACAGGUCGAACACUUUGCAGCCUUCUGAUCCAGAUGCAAAAUAUCAGCUUGCAAAGUUCGGGCAUGCGCAGAAAGCAAAAUUUCGAGAUAGUUUUUGGGUUUAAAAGUGACACAGCAGUCUUGACUUUUACUUUUCGCUUUCUCUCCUCCCUUCUUUUUUCGCUUUUCUUGCCUCAUUUUUUUUUUCUCUUGCUGGGCAUUUAGUAGGCUUCAUUUUGGUGGGAAGAGUUUUUAGGAAAGCUUUUAGGAUCUUAGGAUUAGGUGAAAGGAAAGGUAGGUGGGUAAUGGAACAAGAUUUUCAUGGAGAUUUUCAGGUCAAUGUCACGUGGUUUUUUGCUUGUUUAUCCGGUGUCCUUGACUAAAUUGUGCUCAUUCUGGUAUGGUUUGAAAGAUCUGUUCACUCUGCACAAGUUAGCAAAGAAAGUUGUCCUUGACCGUUAAAACUGAUGACGUCACAAUGGGUAGAAAGGACCUGGAUCCGCACGGGCGGUUACGGGCGGUUCAGGGGCGAAUGGGUUAAUCAAAAAACCUAAAAAUGGCCUUUUACCAACUUUUUCACCUGAUUUUACAUGAAAUAGACAGAUUUGGUUGCUUUAUGCUGAAAAGUGGAUUUUUUUCAAAAAUCUUGGUACUUUGCUUAAGUGGCUGCUCAGUGGCGGAUCCAGACCUCAGAUGACAGGGGGUUUGGUCAUCCAGACCCUGAGAUAAUGGGGAGGGGACAGUCUCAAAAGAAUUUUUUUUCAGCCCUUUGGGCCUCAGUUUGGUCUAAAAAAUAAGGGGGUGCCCAAGUCCCCCGGGCCCCUCCCCUAGGUCCGCCACAGCUGUUUAUGAGAGAUCCCACUAAACCAGCAAAAAAUUAAGAAGAAAUAAAUCAUUAUCUUACGUCUUGAAUUUUGUUGACAUAAGAAGGUGGCUUACACUUCAGCUUCUAUUGUUUUGAUUUACAGUAGGUUUGAAGCUCUUUUCUUAGGCUAAGCAGAAAAUUAUGUGAGAAGAGGUAGGGGGGGCUCAGGAAGUUGGCAGGUUUGUGGGCUAUCGUGUGUUUUCAAGACUUCAAGACUUAAUUAUAAAUUUUCUAAAGAAUAUUUUUACAAGUGUCCUGGCGCUGCAAAUAGUUGUAGCUGCUUGGUUAAGAUUGCUCUGCUACCUUAAUUUAAGUUAAUUGGAAUACUUAAUUAUCCUCACCCUUUACGGGGCUUUUCAGGGAUAACAAAGCAAAUAAUUUAAAAUAAUGGAACUUAAUAAGGUUAAAAAUCCCAAAUGCUAGAAAGCGAACCAGUUGGCUAUUUUACAAGUGUGGCCGAGGAUAUGAAAUCAGGACUACCGUGAACAACUCCAACUAGGGUCAGGGUGGGACUUGAACUCCGGGCCUCCGAAUUACAAGUUCCAGUGCUCUAACACCACUUGGCCAUUUGCCUCCACACAGGACGCCUACCAUCCAAAGUGUUCUUUUGGCUUAGAGUUUAACUUAUUUCAAUUCCAAUUGUGAUUUUACUUCAGUCUUUUGCUUUCCAUUGCUAAAGAGUACCCAGCCUAAGUUAUCUAUUUCAAUUCAUUUAAGCAUUUUUUUGUUUCCUUUUUAUGCAGUCAUUUGAACGGAUUAUCUGUGAGAACAGGAUCCAAGACCUACAACCCAGUUUAGCGAGUGCCGUUAAGAGCAUCAACCGAUGGCAUCUGAUUCAGUCUUCAGUGCCUUAUAUCCUGCAAUGCUGCUCCAAGCUUCUUUCAAACAGAUGUCGCAUGGGAAAUGUAGAGAGACUUGGAAAUGCCGAACGCGAACUUUUGUACACCCUCCACUGGAUCUUGCUUGAGGGGCCUCGUGUUUGCUGUGUUGUGGACUCUGAAAGCUUGCUUUACCCUCAAACGAUAAUAGAGCAGUUUGUGCACGUGUUGAUUCCACAUGUCUACAGCAUGCGCGAAAAUGACCUGACGUUUAGGUUAGAAAAUGGCAUGGCAAUCUGGGGACCUCUUUGGAAGCACGAAACGCCACUUCUGGUGCCAUUUACAAGCAAGGUGUUAAAGAAAGAUACUGGCAAUCAGGCGGGUUCCUUGGUGGGGCAGAGUCAGUCGGGUGCAGAAUCAGAUCCAGAUUUUACAAGUUCUACCUUCUUUGAUGUUGCUGUUCUGAAGUGUCUGUCAUCAAGCGGUUGGGCAGAGGAUGGUGUUGUCUGGGCUCUCCGUUACCUUGCUCUGUACCUUAAGCGCGAGUUUGACCUUCCAGAUGAUAUUGUUAGCAGAGAAUCCUCGGUCUCCAAUAUUCCUGUUUAUGUUUCUCCGGGGCAAAGCAUCUGUACGGAUGGUACACCUUUGGAUGUUGUUGUUAAGAAGUCAAGUUCUCAUAAAGAACCGACAGAUAAUGGGUUACUGAGAAACACUGAUGAAGCCUUGAAUAAUGACAAAGCUGAGAGUCUGAAUGAAGGUGGUGAGCAAUCAGUAUCUGUGUGCCAAACUACAGAUAAAAACAGCGAGAGUACAGCCAAACAAGGGCUUGGUAUUAGCAAAGGUGUUGAAAAAGUAGAUGCAGCAGCCUCUUUUGGUGUGACUGAUGCUGGAAACGAAAGUUUUAGAGUAACAAGCAAUGGAAUCUCUGGUUCUUAUAAGCGAACUUCUGAAGAUAGGGAUACAAUGGAAACUGAUCGUAGUUCUGAUGAGAGAACUGGAAAAUCCGGACUGGAGCGAAGUGGUUCCAUUAAGCUGAGAAUAAGGUUGCAGUCCUCCCCUCUUUUAUCACAAGGAGGAAGAGUGAUAACAGCUGUAGCAUGCCCAUCCACGAGUCCAGUCCAAUACGACAGUGGUGAUAUGAAGGGUGGUGAUAGUCUCCAGAACACGAGCAAUGUAGGAACAUUUCAAAACACUAAAGUUUACAUACAACCAUCUAGUACACUUCAGUCACCUCCAGCUGAAAAAAGUAGUUUGACUACUCAAGGCAGGGAUGGGUUGUCACUUGAUGUUAAACCCGAUGAAGGCAAGCCUGACACUGGUUUGAAGUCAGAGCCUAAAUUAAAUUUACUUGGUGGAGUACCCGAUGGACAAGCAAUGACAGUGCUUGAAGGUGAUGGUGAUGCUCAAGAAAGUACUCGAAACUCGGACACUUCUUCCAGUGCAUUUGAGAGUGCAGGAGGCGAGGAAAGUACUCAUGCAGAAGCCUCUGUGAAUGAAGGCAAUGCAGGGAGUGUCUUAAAUGCGAUGGCAUACAAGCAUCUUUCGGAGAGACCAAGCUCUAGUCAAGCUAGCAGUAGCUCAGGAGAAAGUGAAAGCCAACCAUUGUUGAACUCCUCAAAAACGGCAACUUCUGCACCCGUUUCUGUCUUGGAGCCCUUUGAUACUCCUCGCAGCAGUAUCGGCAACCAACAAGAUUCAGUGAUGAAAGUGGAAAGGUACUUUGUCUUCCCUGGAACUGCGGACUACAUCACAACAGACGGCAGACUCAGCAUUUUGAUGAUUCUAAAAGCGCUCAACAGUCUCUUGCGCGACAACCCCACAUCCCGGAUAUGCCAGGCCAGCCUGACCAUCUUACGCUAUUUGUUAACAAUUCAUGAAGGCAAUAAAUCCCAGCAAAGUGGGAGCUCCGAAGGAUAUGAUGAUAGAACAGUCGCCGAGACUCAAGCUGUGGGUUUUAGGAGUCCUCACAGUGAAAAUGUCCUGGGUAGACUGCGUGCAAGCUUUUAUGGACGACCUCCAAGCUUCCUCAGUCUUGCAAUGGGCUGCCUGGUUAGCCUUGUCAAAUCGCUGGGCUGUCCUUUAGGUAAAGUAUAUACUUGGCGUUAACUUGUUAUUCCUUAGCUAACAUGCGUGUGUGGUAAUCUAUUAAACAUUGGCUCAGGCGAGGGGUAGUGUCCAGUCAAACCUGGGGAGGCCUAUAUUUGUUUAGUGGGUGGUACACCACUGAAGAGACCCAUCAAUAUGGUUUUCAGGGAUUUAGCGAAAUUUAAAGCUCAGGAUGUUUCGAUGUAUAUGUAUAUCCCUACCCUGGUAAUCAGAGGAUCUUUUCUGCCCAUGGAAAGUCUCCGGCACCCAGGGUAGUGUAACCUUAUUAGGAAAAUUUUUGAGAUAACUUUUUAUGUAUUACUCGUAAAGCUGAGGAGAGUUUGUUCUUGGUGUCAGGUUGUGGAGAAGGCUGUCGUGGGAUCACAGGUGAUCGCCUCAGAAAUCUUUCCAACGAUCUCCUCUCACAACUCUUUCGCACCGAUCAAAGGGAGUUCAAGUCAUGGCUUCAGCAGUUUGCCCGAUUGGAACCUCAUGAAGACUUGGUUGACUUCCUUCACGCUUUAGUUGGAUUCUGUGAAGAUGAUCAGGAACAAUCUGAUGACGAGAUGACACUUGAACCAAAGCACAAGAAGCAGAAGAAUUUAUUCAACGUCCCCGAAGGAGUAAACAGCGUCAUUAUUGGAGGAGUUUUUAAGACUCUGCUUACUAGAGUGGCGGAGAUGAAUUUUCGUGAUCUUAAAAAUUUGGUAAGUGCUGGAGAUGUACCCUUGCUUCUGAUUCGCACAGUCGGUUAGUGCGUGGCCUCCCGUGCGGGAGGUCCCGAGUUCGAAUCCCCGGUGUAACCUUAAAUCCUUGUUUUGAUUUGCGUUCUUUCCUUUCCGUGUGCUGGUGAAGGGAGGGGGUAAAAUGUGCUCACCGUUUGCCUCAGGAUUGUAAGUUUAAGCGGAUCAUCAUCAUACGUUUCUGGGAAACUGCCAACCUACCCCUCCCCUUAGCCAACAUUAACACUUAGUUCUCACUUAGGGUAAAAUGUUGGCCUAGGGGAGGGGAAGGUAGGCAGUUUCCCAGAAACGUACUAUGAUCCCAAAUAUUUAUCCACUUCAGAGAUCCAGGCGCAGCAAAACGCUGGUUUCCACUAGCGCGGGGUCGCGCGGAGUUUUGAACUAGUGAGGAAAACAGCUUUCUGAUUUCGUUUACGACUCCGUCGCUUACAGUACGAUAUAGACAAAACUAGCGGUGUGUCGGAGUCGGAAGAAGAAGCGGAUAAGCUAAACCAAUCACAGCGCGUGGGAUCGAUUAUUUGGUGUAGUUGAUUCUUCCACUUCCGCUUCCGACUCCGAUAGUCCCCUAGGAUGGACGCUCGAAUGAGGAAAUCGUCCAAAGCUAGCGAAGAAAAAAAAAUUGGCCAGUCGAGGGGAAACCUGUAUAGAAAAAGGCGUCCUCUUUUCGGCCAUUUCGCUCUCCCCAGUCCUGCCGAGCCUCGACAUGACUGACUGAUUUUAAUUUUUCCGAGUCCGAUUCCGUGGGCCCGUACGACUCUUAUUCUUUUUAUUUUCACUCGGUCAUAAGACCUAUUAGGACCCCGCUUACAAUUCCGUCGCUAGUUCAAAAAAGCCUGUUAAAAAAGUUCCUGUUUCAUUCGCCAUUUGUACUCCCUGGUUCUAGAGGUUUUUCGUGAUAUUUUUCUUCGCAAGCCGCGAAGCGGUAGACUACGAGUUGUCUCCAUUUUUCCUCCGGGAUAGUAGAGCGAGCGAAACGUGAGCGCGCGUGAAAAUCACCCCAAGUAGGGGUGGUUUUCACGCUCGCUCGCGUUUCACUCGCUCUACUAUCCCGGAGGAAAAAUGGAGACAACUCGUAUUCAACGAAGCGGCGACAACGGAAAAUUUUCAAGAAAAACCUCUGGGACAAGGGUACCAUUUGCUCGUCUCCUUAAUGAUUUCUGCGGUAUUGUGCCUUUUAAACGUAAAUCAACAAAGUAGGAAGUAAAUGUCAUUUUAAUUUAUUUUUACCACAGACUUUUUACGGUGAACUACGCCAACUUUUGAGGUUUGUCAAGGAGAACUAUGGAGGCGUGUUCUGGAAAGUUGCCUUGAGUGGACUUCUUGAUUCAGCCUUCAAAGAACCAAAAGACCAGACUGAUGCAAACAAAGUCCCAGAGCAAGACACCUUGACGAGAGGGGCAGUGGGAAAAGUACAGAGAAAGGAGACGAAAAUCGCAAAAGUUGAGAGGACGAUAACUUAUCGGACCAAGCGAAAGUUCCUACAGAAGUUUAGCAGGGUUACAACUGAGAGUUCAGAUAGCGGGAGUACCAGCUCGUCGAAAUUAUCGUCUGUUGUCGAUUCCCCUUCUGUGGAAAUGGCUUUAUCUCCUAGAAGCAAAAGAAAGGUAGAUGCCCGUUUUCCCGGGCGAUUUUGUCGGGAUUUUUGUUGCAAUGGUGAAACGAUUUUAGGUGCAAACGGUGAUUUGUUGCUGUGAAAUGCCGCCGUUGUUUCGAACCUGCGCGAAAUGUGACACGUUUCAUUUGGGAAUUUCCGCCCGAGAGUAGCCAAAACCUUACAAAAAAAAUGAACCAAAUGCAUCAAUAAGUGUAGUGUAAAGGAGAGUUGUUGUUUUGCUAGUUUCCAAUACCAUUCUGUCUCUAGAGCUUCAAAUCUUACCCCAGGGCUUAGCCUUUGGGUAGUCCUUUUGAAACAAACCGUCAGAAGACACGCUGGUGAGCGAACGGCAACAAGGGACAAGAAAUAAAAAAAGCACACAAAGGGCUUUUACAAGAUUCCAUCGUGUUACUAAUUGUUUACUCACAUUUCUGACUAUUUUGUACCACAAUAUGACAGUUUGUUGCAAAAAGCUAACUACUUACUUAACGAUGGCUUGUUCUGUAACUGCAGAUUUUCACUCUUGGUACGUGGAGAAAACAAAAGACCGUUGGAACACCAUUUGGCAGUGUUGAGGAUCUCUUAGAUUCAGAAUCCACAACCGAGCAGACUUCAACCGCGAAGCGAAAGCAUCUCAAGACUAAAUCUGCCAGCAGGAAAAAACUAGAGGACAUCUUCCCUAUAUCACGGAAAAUACCAGACGGAACUCCAUCAGAGCAGUCGCUGCCUAUAGAUAUUGUGGUGCAGGAGUUUGAGACAAAGCCUGUUGAUAUAGAAGCCUUACGAGCUGGGAUGGUAAGGUUUAGGUUUCUUCUCCAUGGAUGUCAGCCGGGAUCUGUUCCUGAUCCUAAGAUUGUAGCCUCAAUGUUGGACUUGGUGAGUUUGAACUUAUAUUUAGAGACUGUGUAUCCCCUUUAACCAUUUACCCCUUUUCGCUUGGCUUCCAAAGCCAGUUUGGAGAAAUUAAAAGGUCUUACAACCUUUGGAUUUGUGGAAGAGAUUCUAAAAUGUGACCUCGGAGCAACACUUUCCUGUAGUGCUAUUUUAGUGACUGGAAAUUUUGUUUUUGUGAAAGGAAUCCUAAAGUGUAACCAUUUGAAGGGAACGAAAUCUGUCCCGCAAUUGUUUAUGGGAUCGUUACUGAGGAGGCGCCGGUCAGUUUUUGGCCAUUUUCUCCCUCUCCUUGGUAAACGUCCCAGAGGUCUUUGCGGAAGUUUGCUCUGCCUAUUUUCCCUCUAAAGUGGUGAAUUCAAACGAGAGCUUCCGAUCUUUGGUACUAGGGACCUUACGAAACCACGAGGACGAUGGCAACGGGAACUUCAAAAAAACCAAUAGGUUUAAUGAGCAAAACAACAACUCUGCACGUACAUCACGCUUUUUUGUACAUUUAUUUGCCUUCAAUGCACAACUACGACGUGAAAUGACCAAAUUUUAAGUUUACUUGGGAACGGGAACGGCAAGGCCAUGAAUUCUACCAUCUCUGUCCGAACUUGAGGGCGUUCCCCUCUCUUCAGCUCCAGCCAAAAUUCCCUUCUUUUAAGUAACACGGCGAACUGGGAUUAUCGCGAAAAAGUUUAAAAUGAUGCGAAGUCUGUUUUUCAGCGACGUUUUCAUGGACGUCGCCGUUGUCGGAUCAUAAGGUCCCUAUUAUCUGUUAUUCGCUAACUGGGAGUUCUGGACCACUCUCCCACUCCAGUACCUGAUAUGAAGUCAUGUCCUAGCUAAUGUUAAUGCUGUGAUAACAUACAGGAAGCACCAGCAAUAGCCAGAGCAUCGCUUCUACUUGAAUGUUGUCUCUUAGUCAACAUGUGUAACCAAGGUGAAUGGCCUCAGUGGUUAAGAGCCAGCCUGCCAUCGUUAGCCCAUCGUCGAGGGGGACACUCACCAUCCGGUGCUUCUCCCUUCAUGUUUGCUCAGCGCCGUAACCUCGUAGCCAUGCAUGAGGCUGGAGUCUUGUUCCGGGCUUGGGGCGUAGCGUUAGGGAAGAAACUGGAGCAGGUGCUGGCAAAACAUAGGAGGAAUAUUUUGCCAUCUAUUGAAGAGGAAGGAGGAAAGCCAGUCGUAGGGGAUGAAGAAGACAUCGAGGAAGACUUCCUUGAUGAAGGUUAGUAACUCAUGGCUCACCAUUGUAUUGUUCGCCUCGUUCUUCUUGCCGUCCCCUGACGCGCGAGAGAGUACGAGAAGAGGAGUGAUGCUGCAAACAAGGUUGUAAUGAUUGCAAGUCCUUAAGACCUUUAAGUUCCAGCCUUUUUCCUUAGAGGUACCGAUUUGGAACCCUCAAAAAAAUGGUAGAUCGUUUCCAAAAAAACAACGACAACAAAGAACAAAAAACCAAGAAGUUAGGACUGGAAAUCAUCUUUGAAGAAAACAUGCAAAUUUCGUGGAAUGCUUUUUUUGGUAGAUGAACGUUUAUCUGGAUGUGGUAUGAAGUUGUUCUGUAAAUUAGGCUUCUUAUUAUUUUUAUUGUACAAUUAACCAUCUAAUUAUGUAUAUUUUCUUUUGGCUGCUUUUCUUAAUUUAUUUAAAUGGCCUUCUCCCAUUUUUUUUUGAAGCAACUUUGAGUGAAUCCGUCAAGGUAUGUCCUUAUCCUUUGCUGAUGAUAGCAUGCCAGCUUCUUCUGGAGAUAACGUCUUUUUUGCGUGAGAGCCAUGGUCUCUACUCCGUCACCAAACCCACCUAUAGACCCCUGCAUCGUUAUAUUGUACCUAGAAGAAGACAGAGUGUUACAAGUCAUCGACGAUCUAUCGUACUUUCACCCGAGACACAACAGCGUCGUUUGAGUAGUUUAUUCGGUGGUGGGGGAGAGAGAAUUCGGCGAGCGAGCGUUUUGAGCCAAGCAUCGGUGCAAACCGAGUUCAAUUCUAGUCCCAGUCGAACCUUGCAGGAACCUCCGAUGAUAACAGUUUCAGAAACCGAUCCUGGCAGCACGAAACUUGAAGCACCAGAUCAAGAAGGGAAGAGAGAACGGCGCGAUAGUACUGGGCAAGCUGGGAACCGCUCAAGCCUGUACUUUCCCCGUCAAAGUGCUCAGCAUUCACCCAAAACAGCCAAACGAAUAGCCAGGCGCAGUGCUGUUGGUGGAGAAGGUGAAUCAGUGAGGUUUAGAUCGAAGUCUACAAAGUGUGAUAGCAAACAUCUCAGUGUGGACGCAAAUGUUGUUGAUGACGAUGACGAGUCAGAUGAUGAAGACCCAACAGCUAAUUUACCAUGGUUGAGCGCCGUCAUCCAGUUAAAUAGCUUGACUGCUUUCCUGUGCGACCAUCAAGGGGUGUGCCACCUCAACUGCCAUCAGCGGCAAAGCCGCAGCUGUACUCGAAUGGUACAGGCGUUGAAGACGGUUUACCGUUCUCCAAAUAAGGUUGACAAGAUCCCUGAAAGAGGUUUGACAAAGGUAGUUAGCAGUGCUUUGAUCAGUGCACCACAGAUGGGAUCAGCAGAGCAGGUCUCCAUGAAGCAAAAGGAUGAUGAGGAGAUGACAACGUAUAUAUCAUCAAACGUAAGUCAUGACAUCGACGUUCCUUGCAGUAGGUUUCUCCAGUAUAUUUGUCAAUUAUUUCAAAUCGGUCGGAAAACUCCGAGUGUCCUUAUCCCGCCCUUGCCCUUCCAGACAUUGGUCUCCCAUAGCUCAGUUGCGAGAGUGUCCAUCUGCAAUGUCAUAGAGUCAUCUCUCAUUUGGAAUGCUCAAACCGUUUUCUUUAAGUAUAACAAUUUGACCACACCAUGGAUAACACCAUGGAUACUCCGAGUGUCCUUAUCCUACCGUUUCCUUUCCAGACAGUGAUCACAUAUAGCUCAGUAAGGAGAGUUUUAUCUGGUAUCUGGAAUGUCAUAGGGUCAUUUCCCAUUGGGAAUGCUCAAAACGUUUUCUUGAAGUGUAAUAUUUUGACCACACCAUUUCGCACCAGGGAUACUCUGAUAUUCUCAGUCCCACCCGUGCCCUGGCUUCCAGGCAGUGGCCUCCCAUACCUCAGUGGCAAGAGUGUCCAUAUGGAAUCUGGAGUGUCAUGGGGUCAUCUCCCAUUUGGAAUGCUCAAAACGUUUUCUGUAAGCGUGACAAUUUGACCACACCAUUUCAUAUAAGGGAUACUCUGAGUGGCUCCAUCCCACCCUUGACCUUCCAGACAUUGGUCAUUCAUAGCUCAGUGGCUAGUAUGUCCAUGCGAUGUCUGGAUUUCCAUGGGAACAUCUUCCAUUUGGGAUGCUCAAAACUUGUUCUUUAAGUGUGACAACUUGACAUAAUUGCUUAACACAAUUAAGACUGUUUUGUUGUUAUUCAGAUUUCCAGCCUGACCCAUUGUCCUUUCUCAGUGAUUGCUAAGGCCGGCACUGUCAUUGAAACAGAACAUCUGCUGGAAACACUUCCUGUGGCAUGGGAACUGCUACUCGACGAGGACCAACAACUGGUCUCAUCUGCAGGUAGGUCAAUGGUAACAGGCAGGAGAGGAUAAGAAGGAGGAGCAUGAUCCUCCGGUUGAUCGUAGUCCUGAAUAGGACUUUUGUUGACAGUGAUUGACGUUUCGACAAUCCUCAUCUUUGAUCUGAAGAUGACUACAGCACAGGUUGUCGAACGUCAGUCACUGUCAACAAUAAUAGUCGUAUUCAGGAUUACGGUCACCCGAUCGACUAUCAUGCUGCUUCUACUUAUGAAAUGACUCCUGGGCUCAGACCUUUUACAAAGAGAGGUUGGAAAGACACAAAGUAGAGUUAAGGUUUUUAUCUGAACACAACACUUUCAGUCUCUAGUGGAUACACAGAAAAAAAAAUGGAAAUCUCACAAGGCUGCGCAUUUGUUUUUCGUUUCUUUGCUGUAAUGAAACUCGCUGUUGAAGAAGUGUUGUCGUACCCUCUUGUUUGCCAACUUACAUUUCUUUUAUUGGGUUUAGCUUCAGUGUUUCUCCUGACUGCAGUCCGUCUCAGAGACACAGUAGAACAGAUGUUACACAAAGAACUUGUGUGUGCAGAUGCCAAUGACCGAGUCAAGUCUCUUCAGAGGUAGGCACUUGUAGAGUUUUAGGCAAAAUUUGUUGCCACUGAGUUAUCUCUCCUCUUUGGCUUUGGAUUUGCCUUCUAUCUCAAGAACAAAAAGGAUUAUUAUUGUAUACAGCUUCAUUUUGAGUGUGCCUACGAAACCCUUCGCAUAGGACUACUAAAGUGAAAGGUUUUCCAUAACACAGCGAUUGAGGUACUAAUUGAUCAAUCACAACACGUGCAGAGAGUAAGUAAACCAAUCAGAUCUAAACAAUCAAAUUUAGGCGCCGCCAAGCGCGGGAAAACGCUCGUGGACAAGUGACGAUUGGUUUUGAAUUUCUUCUGAUUGGUUUCAGAAGUUGCGUGAUAUAUUUUAGCCAAUAAAAAGGCGUAGCAGGGCUUAAGGUGGCUCCGUCACUAAUAUUGGAGCAUUUAACGGUGACAAAUUUUCCUUCAUAACUUUUUCGUUUUUGGAGCGAUGGCUGUGAAACUUUGCAAAGAAUAACAGAUAUCAUUCGGCAAUAGUACGAAAUAUUCCGAUUUCAUAGAUGGUAAAUAUUUCUUGAGAAAUUAGCGCUUAAAAGGACCUUAGUGUUCAAAGAAAAUCGCUUCUAGUAAAAAAUUUUGCUGAUAUUUUUUACUGAAAUUUCUGGUAUGGGCUUUCAUUGACAUAAUAAAUAUGCCGGAGAAAUUUCAGAAAAAUCGUUGGAGCAGGAGUCCGUAACUAAAAGUCGCUCAAAAUUCAGCUGUGAAAUUGUUUUGGAAUUUCAAAAAUAAAUUAAGCUCAGGUAGAAGAAGCCACCAGUUUGAGUUUUCAGGACAAGUAAAUUCGAUGUUUGCCAAAAAUAAAAACAAAAGCUGAUUGCCUAUCGUGCUAUUCUUUAAAAGGUACUUUUUAGUUUUAGAAGCACCAUAAAUUGCUCCAAACCUUGCUCUGACGUCGAAUGACUUGUUCUUCGACAUUUUUAAAAUAUCUCUCGGCAGUUUUGGUUCAAACUCCUGCUACAAACAUUUUGUUGUAUUGCAAUGCAUCCUCAACGGCUUUUUCUGCUGAACGUUGGUUCCAAUUCAGGAAAAAGGUGUUGGGAUUGUGAGCUACCUUGUUCGAAGCUCAGAUAGAACUGUCCAGCACCUUUGUUUAUGACCAGAAAAUGCGCACGAGCGGCAGCUCUGCGAGGAAUUCGCACCUCAUCCAGGGGGGACGAAUGACAAUGAUGCCCAUGUCUGCGAACCGAUCUGUAUAAACAUGUAUUGCAGAGCAAACAUAAUAAUCAAGAAAAAACUACCCAUUCAUUGAAGGAAGGAGUAACAGAAAUUUCAGAGUUGUAAAUUUAUUCACGGGCAUUAUUCUUGCGACAAUUUUAUUUUGCAAUGUGAUGUAAUUCGGUUCACAGGCAAGGGCAACAAUGUCGUUAGUCCCCCCCUGGGUGAGUUGCGAAUUCCUCGCGGAACUGCCACUCGUGCUCAUUUUGUAGUCAUAAACAAAGGUGCUGGACAGUUCUAUCUGAACUCUGAUACGAGGUAGCGUCCAAUCUCAAUACCUUUUUCCUGAGUUGGAAGCAACGAACAGCAGUAAAAGUCGUUGAAAAUGGGUUGCAAUACAUCAAAAUAUAUGCAGCAGGAGUUUGAGGCAAAACUGCCAAGGGAUAUUUUAAAAAUGUCGAGGAACAAGUCAUUCAACUUCAGAGCAAGGUUUGGAGCAAUUUAUAGUGCUUCUAAAACUAAAAAGUACCUUUUAAAGAAUAGCACUUUGGGCAAUCAGCUUUUGUUUUCAGAAUUAGCAAACAUUGAAUUUACUUGUCCCGAAAAUUCAAACUGGUGGCUCCUUCUACCUGAUAGUAAUUUAUUCUCGAAAUUCCAAAACAAUUUCACAGCUGAAUUUUGAGCGACUUUUAGUUACGGACUUCUGCUCCAACGAUUUUUCUGAAAUUCCUCUGGCAUAUUUAUUAUGUCGAUUAAAGCCUAUCCCGGAAAUGUCAGUAACAAACAUCAGCAAAAUUUUUUACUAGAAGCGAUUUUCUUUGAACAGAAGGGUCCUUUUAAGCCCUAAUUUAGAAAAAUAUAUUUACUAUCAAUGAAAUCGGAAUAUUUCGUACUAUUGCCGAAUGAUACCUGUUGUUCUUUGCAAAGUUUCUCAGCCAUCGGUCCAAAAACGAAAAAGUUAUGACGAAAACUUCGUCACAGCUAAAAGCGCCCGUAUUAAUUACGGAGCCACCUUAAGCAAACCCAUCGUACAAUUUCCUCUUACUCAACGCAAAACCGCUACCAGAAAACCCGCAAAACUACUGUGUCGAAUGCAUUUGUUUGAUGAUAGAUUUGAAGUGUUGUGGCAGUCAAGGUAUCAUGCCUGGCCAAGACUCCAAGAAGGAGCAAGGUUGAUUUUAAAGGUAUUUUACGAAUUAUGUAGUUACCAAAUAAGUACUUUAUAUGCAGACUCCUGCUCAAACGUUACUCUCUAUAAAUUUAUCUUGCGAUUGAUACGUUCGACAUAUGGGGGACAUAAGUCCGACCCUGGCCCUUAAAACAAUAGCAUGUAUUUUUUCAAAGGCCAAUGAAAAUAUGGGAUUCUGGGAGCUUCUUGGUCUCAGCCCUUUCCAGGGGCGUUUUGGUUCAAACCCCACCCUAUCACUUUUUCAAUUUUAGCUUUAAAAAGGUCAGCUUACGACGAUACCCCGACCAGGAUAUUUAAUGACCACUGGCUUUCCAUGCGUUUUCCCAAAACGCGUUUCUCACUCCUUGAUCUUUGUGAUUGUCGGUGCAGGUGCUGCCACCUAAAAUUGACUUCACCCUCCCUUCCCCUGCGGUGGGAAUUGCCUCGACCCACCCCCCAGACUGCCCGUGGGAUGGACGUCUCCUGUUCCCAACACUGAUUCUUCACUCCUUGAUCUUUGUCAUUGUAGGUCCCGCCACCUAAAAUUGACUUCACCCUCCCUUCCCCUGCGGUGGGAAUGGCCUCGACCCAUCCCCCAGACUGCCCGUGGGAUGCACGUCUCCUCUUAGAAGAACAGCAGGAACAGAAAAAGAAUGAUACAAAGAAGGUUCGUGACAGUGGAAACGAGCUUAAAAGAAAACAGGAAAGGGUUGAGUAUCUUAUGAGAGCUGUACCAGUGUCCAUGGAGGCAACUGUGGGAGUCAACGUUGCAGAAGACGAGAAGGGUAAGUCUUUGAAGAAGGCUUCGGAUCAGUUAAGGUUUCUGGGAAACUGCCCACCUACCCCUGCCCUAAGCCAUCAUUUUGCCCAAAGUGAAAAGUAAGUGUUAAUGUUCGCUUAGGGGAGGGGUACGUGGGCAGUUUCCGAGAAACCCAAAUUGAUCUAAGGCUUCAUUGCUUUGUCUAUAAAGGAGGUCUGACGAGUUUGCAUGAAAAUCCAAGGUAGCUGCCAGUUCUCCUCUGUUGUGGACAUUGUGUUAAACAACGGUAUCUGCACUUUGUACCCAAGGCGAAACCCUGUUCGGUGACAAAUCAUUGCACCAAUACUUGUCAAUGCUAGCGCAAUACAGUAAAAGCUAACAUUUCACUCGUGUCACCUUUCAAAAUGAUGGUAAUGAAAAUACUCAAAUCAUACGUUUGUUGUAAAUGUAUUGAAAUAUCGGAUGUAGUCACGUUACUACUCUAGAACCUAAAACAAAACUUGUACGAUAUAUUAUCAUUAUUGUGUCAAAGUUACUACACAAGCCUUUGUUAAACAUUGAACAUCACUAUUUUGCCAUUUUAUGAACUCUUUUCUCCUGAUCUCUGCUUCGCUCCGUAUGAUUUUGAGAUUAUCUGUGUUUUUUAUCUACCUUGCCUUUUUAACACAAUAUUCUUAAAGAUAACUUUGUCUCCAGGGUAAUGCAGCACUUAACCACUCACGUUAAUUUUGAGUUUCCACAUUGACACGAUAUGGUCAAAGCCAGCUUUGCCCCUAUUACGAAGAACUGCACUUCCAUUGUUAAUAGCACUAUGAUUGUGAGCAUUAGUGUUAUAUGCAUGUCACUGCCAAGGAGAAACUUGUCUCCAUCAAUGUUAGUGAGUGUGACACCAUCACAAGCACCUUUAUUAGCACCAAUAUUGGCACCCUUUUGACAAGCAAAUCCUUCAUCAUUAUCUUUGAUAACGUUACCAUUACGAGCACCGCUAAGGGCAUCAACAUUGGAUCAGUGUUGUUGUGGUCGCUUGGUAUCACUGGCAAUAAAAUCGCCAUCUCAAAGCUUAAAAGAGGCACUAGCAAACAAAAGCAUUGAAGGGCACAAUACAGGAUUACAAUCGCGGCCAAAGUUGCACGUUUGUCAUUGUUGAUGCUAUGAGUGUCAACAUUAGAACAUUAUUGACACUGGUAACCUUGUGCCAAUUACUUGCAAUAACGUCACCGUCGCAAGCACUAGAAGAGAGCACCCACAAACUAAAGCAAUGAAGAUUAAAUGACAGGAUCGCACUUGUGACGCUUUCUUGCACGUCCAUCGAUGUUGAUGCUAAGACAAUCAACAUUAAAACAUUGUUAAAAUUGGCAACUGUGUGCCAAUCACUUGCGAUAACGUCCCUAUCGUGAAGGCUAAAACGCACGAGUUAAUUGAAGCACUACAGACCACAAUCAUUACCAAAUGAUAUACGUCCAUCACUGUUUUCUUUGUGCUUUUUUUUUCUUUGCCGCGGGACUUUCAGCGGAACGAUUUGCCCGCUUAGGAGUUUGGCAUUAUCAUUUGGAACCGACAGAAAACUCAGCUGAAGGUGGAAUUGAUUCUGCAGGUUUGAGCUUUAAUAUUAAUAAACAUAAUGCUUUCUUUUUAAUGAUUUAAUGCAGGUUUAACCCUUUUGCUUUGAAUAGUCACACCCCACAGUUUCUUACAUAGACUCAAAAGUUAGAACCACCAUGUACAACAUAACACACAAUACCACAAGAAUGUACUACUUUCAUAUGAUCGUCACACUUACAGAAACUUUCAUAUGGAUGGUCACACUUACGGGUUUCAUCCAUGGACUCAAAAGUUAGAAUCACCUGAUUUAGCGUAAUAAACAGUACCAGAGGAAAGUACGAUCCACAGACUCCUAAGUUCGAAUCACCUUAUCGAAUCCACCCCAUCAACUCGGCUUCUAGAGUUCUCAAGACUACUCGCGCCCUCACAAUCCUUCUCGUCCGCCAUUGUUUUUUGCCACACAAACUUUCGCGCAUGCUCAUUUCAAUCAAAACAAAGAUUCGCCUAUACAGCAUAAUCAACAGUACCUUUGGAAAGUACUACUCAGAAGCUUUCAUAUGAAUGGUCACACUUGCGGGUUACAUCCACAGACUCAAAAGUUAGAAUCACCUUACACAGCAUAAUAAACAGUACCGGAGGAAAGUACUACCCAGUAGCUUUUUAAGUUGCUAUUUUUCUCUCCAAUUUGAAAGUUGUAGGGAAUUUUAAGGUUCACCCAACAACUUAAAACUGAAUUAUGUCUUCUGUUAACAAGCUGAGCAGUGCUAACUAUAACAUUACUAACUGAGUGUUAAGCCUUUUUCUCUAGUGGAGGUUCCCUGUUUGAUCACUUACUUUGCCUACCGCUGCUUUAAUUGUUCACCUGGAUAAGUGAAAAAGCAAUAUUGUUAUAACCCAAAUACCACGCAACUCUUUGCCCGUCGCAAAAUUACUUCCUCUCCUUGGGUAAUAUUUACUUUUUUUCACCGAAGUUUCUGCAUGGCUGAAGAUGGAUCCACGUCGAAGUCUGUUAUCGAUGAAAGCAAAUUUUAUUAUUUAAGGAAAUAAUAAGAACUUGAGCCCAAAUCUGCUCCUGGUUGACGAAAGACAAUGUGGAUCAAAGGAUCAUCUCAAGAAUCUCAUUUAAAUUGAGGGGUCGCCAUUUUGGUGCGAUUUUCGCUGCGAUUGACCAGUCAAAGAAGUGGUUUCUCUUGGGGAACAACUGACGUAACCUCCCUACAGAGGGUCAAUGGUGACUCUUCGAAGAAAAUCGCCGAUAAAUUACAUCAAAAUUCGAGUAGGUUCGAAACAAAACCGCCACUUGUUUAUCUGGGUGAUUUGAAAUCUUAGCAAGAAUUGCACUAAAUAUUAUCGCUAGAGUGACAUAGCCUUUGAGCUCGGAUGUAUUUGCAGUUAUCGCUUCCCUCCGCCCGUAAAAAUUGGGGAGAAGUGUUAUCCGAGUUCGAUGAAUUUGAUGAACACAUCUCAUCCUGGUUAACCUGUGACCUCAUUUCCAUGAUCCCCAGUGCCCUGUCGCUUAACAUGGCUGCAAAUUGACCCUCCUGGGUAGAGCUACCGAAACAAUGCUAUCUCAUUGACCGUCAAACUCAUUUUAUACAAUAGACCUUGUUACAUGGUCUAUUUUCCAAAAUAAGACUUGGUCUAACAAUACCAUUAUUUUAUCGGCUCUUUUGUAUAAUUGAGUCAAGGUACUCGCGCUUUACUUUGCUGCCUUCGUCAUCACGUUUGGUACAGUACAUAGUUACGAUUACCGGCAUGGUUUAGUUCUGGAGACAAACAGGGAAAUGAAAAAUGAGUCCACUUUGCAAUAUCAUUGUCGAUUGAGCGUAUUACGGACAGUAACGUCGCCGUAAAACAUAACGAAAAUAAUAUACGGAGCCAAGGUUAACAGCAGAAAGGACUCAAAGGUUUGACCAACAUGAGGCAGAUUACCGUUGUCAAGUUCUAGUCUUUCCUUUAUAGCUAAGAAGUAAGGGAUGUGUUCUUUCCCCACAUGCGAAGCACCACAGUUUGCUUAGAACUAAGCCCUUUAUUCCUUAAAGGAGUGGGCACCCUGCGAACAGAGGCUAUCCCCCUCCCUGAAAUAUCAUAAUGUUUAGGGGCCAGGGUCAAUUCAGUUCUUCAACUGACUUGAUCCUCUUAGCAGUUUGACCCGUGUUCAAUCCGGCCUGUUGUUCGUAUUAAAAGUUUACUAGCUGAUGUUAUUUCAUGUCCAUUAUCCAAGACGUUUCUCUCCGUUUUUCAAUUGUCCGUAAACCCUAAAACUUCCUUGAACCUCAAACCCUGGAACGUCAAGACUGGAAGCGAAAGCUUUCAAGACGGCUAGGACUUAGGACCAGCCAAAAAAGAAGUUAGUAACCCAACACCAAGACUUCAGAUUCCGAGUAUGGAAUGCAACUGAACACACAAAACAACAACAACUUCAAUACAAAUCAAACAGAUAACAAGGGGAAAAAGUAGACUAAAAAGGAAAAAGGGAAUAUUUCACGCAACUUGGAGUGCUAAUCAAGGCGGCGGUGAAGUGGAGAACAAAGAAAAAAAAAAGAAAAAAAACAAUACUUUCUCAGUUUAUUAUUUUUUUGUUUUCACAAGUUUUUAUCUCCCACUUAGACAAAUUUAAUUCUUAAACAGGGGAAAGCAAGAAGACGGAGAGAAGGACACUUUCGUUUUACGUUAACAAACAAGUGUUAAAUGAUUUCUUAAGAGCUCAUAAAUUUACCUUUCCGUAAUGUUAAUGGUUUAAAAUUGACUGAAUACUAAGGUGAAAGUCAACAAGUUGAUGCUGAGUUAUGGCCUCAAGCAGUGUCUUCUUCAAUUCCUGACAUCAUCAAAAUGAUGGAUGACAUCAUGGUGGAUAGUGAGAAAGUGGCAGGUCAGUGAUAAAGAAGGCAACUCUCAUGUAUAGCAGUGUUUUACAGUACGUUUACAUAAAUUUUAUCUAGGUGAAAACGCCAGUCGUUUCUGAAAGUUUGGUAAAUUACUAAACGUUCUGUGUUUACAUUAAAAUGUAUAAUAUAGUUACAGUAAAUGAUCUAAUAGAAGCCCCCUCCAAAAUAAACGCCUCUUGUCCAAUAAACUCCCCCUCUACUUUUUUAAGUUUGUAUUAGACGCACCUCUCUAAAGAGAGCCCCCUUUCUAAUAGACGUCCUGCAUGGUAAUUGGUGUAAAACGCUAGGAAGUAGAGUUAAUUUAGACCAAAUUAAUUUCAUUUGUACGUAUCAAUGGAUACACCCAAUGCAAAAAUGGCUGCCAGUUUAAUAUUCGUUUGUUUAAAUUAAAAUUCGCCCAACUAGCCUCGCUUGAGAUAAGGUAAACUUUCGAAUUGGAGAACGAGGCUAGUUAGGCUUAAUGAAAUUCAAACAAAAGAAUAAUAAUCUGGCAGACAUUUUAGCACUGGUUGUAUAGGCUGCAUAUUAUGAGAAUAAACGCCUCUCUCUUUAGAACGCCUCCAAUCUAUUAAACGCCUUACGGUAUGGCAUGCAUGCAAAAGGCUCAGUCCUAGUUUUCCUAGGAUUCUGUUACUUUUCGUUACGUUACGUUACAUGGCGUUAUUUGUACUGUUAUGUUGAUUCUCCAGUGAUGGAAGUCGCCCGUCGGCUUGUGUGGAGAUGUUUAGUUGAUGAUCCAGUCCUUUUCUUCAGAACUAUUUUGGAGCAGUUUACGAAGAAAGACAAACAGGUCUGUUUAAAUUGUCUUAAUUGCCUGAACUCAUAAAGACCUGUCUGAUUUGUAGAAAUUGGAAUCAACUUUCAGGGACGCGAAGUCAAACUUAGAACGGUAAACUUCUUCAUAAACACUCACCCCAAACCAAUCUCUUAAUGCUCUUUAUCCUCUAAUAUGGAAUUCACAGUCGACUAUUUCUUAACGGACAGCUCUAGAAGACGGGCACCUUAGUAAAACAAACACCUUGAGUUGGUUCCUGCCUUGGCGGGUGCACGAUAUACCAAGUGAAUAGCAUGCAAGGCUCGAGUUGCGUCACAAACAACACAACAAUGAUCCCUAGCCCUUACACAAUAACACAAUAAACUCCACACAAUACAACGACACAAUAGUGCAUAUAUUGACUUGAUAUAUCGAGCAUCACCCCUGCCUUUCUUUACUCCCCUUGAGUCGCUUUGACUAUCGCUACCCAGCUGCUCUCGACAGUUCUUAGACACUCUGACAGGGAUCUUAUGUCUUUUUCAAUCCGCUUUAAACAGGAAGAACAUGUCUCCCUAAUACGGAAAUUGCUGCUGUACAUCACAGAGCUGCCUCCCACGUCUUCGAGAUUCCUCAUCAACAAUCUGGUCAGUAAGACAGAUAUCAACCACAGAUAAAAAAAACUUAACUAACGUUUAUGCCUAUACCGUUAUUUAUGAAGAAGGCAAAGUCCAUUCUUAUUUUCAGUCUAUUUGCCUGUUAAUUAAUUAUACAGUUAGUACUCUGUUGUGUUUUACAUGGGUACCUCCCAUUUACAUGAGAAAACCAGAAAUUCCGGUUGGAAAAUCUAAUGGCUCGCGCCAUUCCGUUUGGGAAGCUUCAGAAAAUAUGGGCCGUGAUUUGAUGCGAUGCAGUUUUUCUACUAUUUUUAGUCUCUUAAGUACUUUUGGAUAUACUUUGUAACAGGUCGUUCCCCCACCGCGUCAAUUUUUAUAGUUUUAUGUUUAUGCACAAGAUUUCCCCUCGGGUAGUUUGUGUAAAUAGUAAGCGUUCCAUGUCCUCAAAUUCGCAAAAGUCAAACCUGCAAUGGUGUUACAGAAAGACAAAUGGCAAACAAAGAGUAGCGUUUAAAAUGUGAGCUUGUAAAUCCCUCUAGCCUCCUCAGCUCAGAGGUUAUAGAGCGGUUAUUAGAUGGAAAGUAGUAGGUUUUGUGUUUCUCCGGUUUGGGAUUAGCUUAAAGAUCACGCGCCAAUUUUUCGACCAGUUAGCAGUCGUGAGUUGGUCAUACGUGUUUUCCCACGCCUGGGCACCGGUUACAUUUCUUGCCUCGAGCUCUGAUUGGUUCAUUUGAUUAUCUGUGCGUUUUGUGAUUGGGCAAAGUAUUUACUUUGUUUCUGGUUUAACUUGUGUAACUUCACAAAUUUGACCAUUUCCUUUUAGAAAAGAAGUAAUUCUUCAUAAACCAGCAAAACGUCGAGAAUUCCCUUCAACUCUCGACCCCCAUGUAGAGCUUUUUGCGGUGAUUGCUGCUUAUAUUUUCAACUUUCGCCCCAAGUAAGGGAAUCCAAGACAGUCUUGGGUUCUGGAUUCCUCGCUGUGGACUCUGGAUUCCGGAUUCUCUCUCAAUGGAAUUUCCAUUCCGGAUACCAAUCGUUAGUAGGAUUCCGGACUCCUUGAGCUGUAUCCCGGAUUCCACAAGCAAAAUUUCCCGCAUUCCAGAUUCCACAAGCAAAAUUCCCGGAUUCGGGAUUCCACAAGUAAAAUUUCCCGUAUUCCAGAUUCAACAAGCAAAAAUUUCCCGGAUUCCAGAUCACACAAGCAAAAAUUUCCCGGAUUCCAGAUUCCACAAGCAAAAAUUUCCUGGAAUCUGGGAUCCGGAUUCCCUUACCUGAGGCCACAACUUCGUCUCUCCUUCGAACAAUUUUGUGGGUGUGACAAGAAGAAUUUCUUUUGCUAUUUAUUCCCCAUAAAAUAACCUUUAUUUUCCCAAAUCUUUCUGAUUUUAGAUCGGUGUAGCAAUGUACUACGCAAGGACAAAUAAGCCUGGGACCCAGGACUCUCUCGCAUUGGUGCUAUCGCUGUUGUGGCAGGUAUUGUCAUGCCCAUUAUGUCUCUGUUCGCACAACAAACUGCGUUCACAUUUAAAAAAAAAAGAAGAAGAAUUUGUUUGAAGCGUCUCUCAUUCCUCGAAGCCGCGCAAUGAAAAAUAAACCUCGUAUGCGUAUGUCUUCCGUUUUUGUUUUUUUUCGGUGACUUCUGAAACUAUCUUGUUUAUUUAUUCAUCCACUCAUUAAAGUAUUUAAAUUCAAAAGCUAAGUUCUAACAAGAAAGACAACAAAUUCGGAACAACGAAGUUUUAAAAGCAGAGAGGACACGGGACACCGCAAUAGUAAACACGGAUUCCCUAGAAAGUUCAGGGCAAUAGAAAAAAAAUGACAAUACUGAAUUGGCGAUGAUGACUGGAGAGAAAAAAAGUUAGAACACUUGUGAGUUGACUUUUAUAAUCGGUGUAGUCUUCUCAAAUUGCUUUCUUAGUCUUGAAGCGCACGCCUGUUGUUUCAGUGUAAGUUUAUUGCUAAUUUGUAAUACUGUUUUUAUGGAUAGGCCGUACCAAGUGUUCGUGGAUUUUUGUUCAAAGAUCUCAAGCAGUGCCUGAGGAAGGAACACUGUGAUGUAAGUUGUUGUAGUUAUUGUUAUCGUUUCUCAAAAGAUCUCCAAAUGGUCAAUCUUAGCGUUUUAUGAGUUAACGAUGAGGCUGCUGAUUCGAUUCCUUUUCACUUUUUGUUUUUACCAUUAGAACGCACUGCGUGUCAGCUCAAAUGUUCCCGGAGCAAAGGUAAAUCAUUUUUAUACCGUAAAUCAGUUACACGAAAUGUUAAAGCUACAUUUUAUGUACUACUCAUGAAAGGGGCCAUAAUUAGUUUUACUAUACUUCUCCAUUCUUAAUUUCUUUGCUAACCUUACAUACAUGUAGUUUUUGUCCAAAAACUUUGUAUUAAUUUAUAUUGUACAACUGAUGUAUCGUUUUUUUAUACAAUGAAGUAAAUACAAGCACAAAUACAAAUACUCGUGAUAAAGUUAAAAAUCAUGUCAGGCAGCGAGCAGAGGCAACUGUUUAAGCACCGUUCUGUACUUUUGUUUUUAGAAACUCAGUGUAAUCCUUCCUGAUCAAGACAACAAUGACGAAAACGAAGAAGAUCAGGAGAAAACUAAAGAAACAGUUCCUGUUCACGAUGUAGGUUUCUUUCUUUUUUGUCGAUUACUUUAGCAGGAAUUCUGUUGUUGACGUUAUUACAUUAUUACUAACGAUAUAGUUUAGGCUUGCAUACCAGCCAGUGCCGGAUCCAGGCCUCGCUCGAGAUAAUUGGAGGCCUGGUCAUCCAGAUCCUGAGAUAAGAGGGGGGGGGGGGAAGUGGGCGGGCCCCUCCCCUGGAUCCGCCACUGCCGGCUACGGUUUACAAAAUAUCCCUCACUUUGCGUGACACAACGUGACGUUAGGGAGUUUAGGCAACGAGAACGGAAAUAGGUUUAGAUGAGCAAAACAACAACUUUGCACGUGCAUUACGCUUUUAUGUACAUUUCUUUGCCGUCACUGCACGACUGCGACGUGAAAAUACCUAAUUUCGUGUUUUGUUUUUGUUUUCGCUUUUUUCCUGAACUUCGAUACAGUCUUUUAGAAAUCAACUCCAGAAGAAUUUGCCAACAUUUGACGAACUGAACGGGGUAGAAUAAGCGCGAUAACUUUUAAAGCCACGCGAAUUCACUUUUCAAGUGACGUUUUCGUAGUCGUCGCCGUCGUUGUUGCUUGCCAAGGCUAAGAGCGAAGCGUCCGUUUGUUUGCUUUUAAUCAAUUAAAAGCAAAAAAUUAACUAAUUUUAAAACAAAACGAGAAAGUUAUGAAUUAAAUCCGAUCACAGUAUUAGUCUUGGAGAGAUUCUUACCCCUUUACUGUAAGUUACAGUUUUUGUUUCUUCUGGCGAAAAGACCCAGGAAGAUUGAUAAGAUCAUAAUUUUCCUUAUGAAUAACCAUAAUUUUGCUGUCUUUUCGUGUUGUCAAAAUGUUGUGUAUUUUAUUACGGUUAAAUCGGCAUAAACUUAACAACAAUAUAUAACGUAUUCCAAAAAAGCGAAGUCGCUUUUUUGCAAAUUUACGAUUCUGUCCGUAAAAUAAUUGCUGUCGUAUUUCAUUUUGUGGCGGCAGUUACAGAACACGAUAAUUUUCAAACUUAACUGAAAUGUAAAGAAGGCUUCAGUUGUCGGCAAGUAGCCCCUUGGGGAACAAGGGAUGGCACGGUGAGAAGAGCGCUCGCCUCCCGCCAUUGUUGCCCGCGUUUAAAUCCCAGCGUCGACGCCACAUGUGGGUUGAGCGCCGCUAUUAUCAACAAAAUAAAGUUCUGUUUAAAAAAAAUUCCCAAAGCAAUAUCCUUUUUCUAGUAGCGCCACACAACUUUGGCUAAAAAGGUUUCUUGUAAAACUCAGAGUCAGCAAGAUAUCAGCACCAAAAUCAUUUCAGGAAUGUUAUAGUGUUUAAAGGAAACAGCUUUAUAUCUGGCGUUUGUGGAUUGCUCUUAUGUCCUAAUCUUUGCUGUGAUUGCUAACGAAAUGUUUCAGGUGUUCACAGUUUCUGUAGUCUCCUACGCAGCGGUUGUUUGUCUCGUCACGCAACGCUCGUGGCAUUAGCCCUGAAGCUGCGUGACACGGUUACCCUUAUUAACCAAUAGCUCUUGUAAAACUUGCAUUUAAAGGAAAUGACCUUUGGUAAGGUGCUUGAAUCAUUCAAAUCACGACUCCAAAGUGCAAAAGAAGAUCAAGAAUUAUACCUUAUUGACAAGAAAUCAGGUAAGCCAGGGCACAUUUAGUGGAUCGAAACACUAACGAUACUACCCUUUCCUCCUUUCCGAGAGGUUCGCUAAGAAAUUCUUUUUGGUAAGGGUGGUGGGGGGGGGGGGUAUGGUAGGUCAAUUUUGUAGUGAAAAUAAAGUGGAAUUUCCUAAUGGGUGGGGAUGGGGGGAUAAGAGAUUCGCAAGAAGAGCUCUCUUCUUCGCAGUAAAUUGAUUGAUUUAAAAGACUUUUACUAGAGCCGGUAGAAACCUACAGGAGUUUAAACCUCUCUUACUCCCUAAAAGGAUCAUAUUGUAGGCAAGCAAAAGGGGAACUAUGUCACUUAUAUUUGCAAAUAGAGAACACUUUUUAAGAUGCCGAAUUGGCGUGUCGAAUGUUUAUAGCUGAAAAUGCAUUUUUGUGUUUUACCUCUUUUAAUUUAAUCCAGUGGAUUAUUUUGCAAUCCAGAAUAUAUUGAAACAACUUCCUCUGGCAUUUUAGAUCAGAUACUUGAAGAGAGAUACCACGUUAGAGAUGUGUACACUCAGCGUAAAGGGUUUCCUAGCCCACUGCUGUUACUAGAAUUCCAGGAUCCAGAAGUUGCGUUUAACAAGAGACAGGCACAGGUAUACCAAUAAGUAUUUCAAGGGACAAACACAAGUAUACCAAUAAGGAUUGCUAGAGGCAAGCACAGGUAUAUCAGUGAUAGAUUUUACACGAGACAAGAACAGCUCUAUCGAUAAGUUUAACAAGAGUUAAGCAAAGGUAAACCAAUAGGUUUUAAAAGGGACUGGCAAAACAGUAUACCAGUAAGCCUAGCAAGAGACAAGUCCAGUUAUACAAAUAAGCUAAACUGGAGAUAAGCAACGGUAUACCCAUACGGUUGUUUUCCAGAAGCAUAAACUUAUCUCGUUCAGUUGCUUGUACAAGAACUUCGUUUACUAGGUUUACAUAGAAUUUUUAGGAGUACCCUCCCUUAACUCCGCUACAGACAUAAGAGUUUCAUCAUGCACAGACUCAAAAGUUUUGAAGCAUAAUAAACAGUACUACAAGAAGGCAGUGCUCAGUAACUCUCACAUGAAGUUUACACUUUAGGAUUUCAUCUUCAGUCUCAAAAGUUACAGCCAACUUGUACAGCAUACCAAACGAUACCACCGUAAAUAUUGUUUCUCUAAGAAGAUUUCACCUACGAAAUCAAACUUAAAAACCGCAGAUAUAGUAAACGGUAAUCCAAGAUAUAUCACAUGCAAACAUCAAGUUCCAACAAUAACUUUUGGAAAGUAGGAAGAGUCAAUUCGAAAAGUCGUUAAAAAUUUACCUAAGCUAACCACAAUAUCGUGUGGUCUUCUAGGCCUUCACAGCCAAGAUAGCUGAGAUUGGUCGAGUUCUGCUGACGUCAUCAAUGCUAAAUGCUUUGCCUAAUCAGGUAAUAUUUUGCCGACGAUAUUUGCUUCUAAGUUUCAAGCCAAUUUUGUUUCCAGAACCCUUGCUCUGCCAGGCUGUUGCUGGGGAGACUGAAGGGUUAAGAUUAAUUAAAACAGUGAUGAGGCACGCAAAUUUGGGUUGAAAAGUCUAUCUCGUACUCAACGUAGUUCUUGUAGAGUCCAAUAUUAUAAAUACCUAUUGUUUUUCUCACGAUGUAGUAGGAGAUCAAAAACAAAACGCAUUGCGUAAUCAGUUGACCUCGUCGCCUGAAGAGCGGAAACUUGUACCUGCCAGGAUAAAUGACCAAAACCAAUUCCAGUACAUGACUACCCAUUGUUGAUCUGUUAAUCGGUAUCUCAAUUUACUUCUAGUGAUGGUUGUAUCCCUUUUUCUUUCUAAAGUUUCUUGAUGGUUUGAUUCCACUUUUCUUUUAUAUUUUUGUUCAGAAACACAUUUCGUUUCUUCAUGGAGAGUUUAGUCGCCAGAUUUCAUUUCCUCGUAAAGCUCUUGACUGCGAUUUCUCUUUGUACGCUGGAGGUUCAAAGGGCCGGGUAAGUAAAACUGUAUACUUUUCACAUCAGUGGCUACCUUUUUUGGCUUUUUGCAAGAGCGAAAAAUUUUUGUAAAAUUAUAUUUAUUUAUUUGUUGACUUACCUAAUAUUUAUUUAUUUAUUAUUGAUGGGGCAUUCAUAAGCUGUUUUCUUUUGACUGAUAAUGACAGUCGAGAAUGUCGAAACGUCGUCAUACUUAACACAUUUUUAAAAAUUUCUUAAAAUGUUUUAAAGAAAAGUUUUAUCUCAAUUUUUUUAUAGCUAAAUGUUUGAAAAAAAUCACUUCUUUUAAUUAAUUGAUUAAUUUAUUUAUCUAUUUAUUGUAUUUAUUAGUUUUGGCAACUUUUGCAGGGUAACCGCAACAGAAUAAAUCCGAUUACUGCAGGUCCCGCCCGUAACAGUAACCCCCCUAAUCCGGGUUCUACGGCCCAUACUUCUCUAAGCUUAUCAACUGUUUCCCCACCCCCUCUCCCCCCUUUAUACCGUACCGGAACAGGUAGAAAAGGUAGUGAUUUGUGAUGAUCGUUUAUUUUCAGGAACUUGCAGCUCUUGAUGUUAUUCAUAAAAGUGUCUGGGUCAAGGUAAGUCAUUCGCUUGGUUUUCGAGCAUGGUUUGAUUUUAUACCUGUACAGUUUAUAAUGGUAAUAUGACUGUGUGUUGUCCAAUACGGUCUGUAAUCUUACAGUGAUUAACAAACUCGGACGACCUUGUUGCGGGAGUCCGAUUUGUUGUGAAUCACGAGCCUAGUUACAGACCGAAUUGGACGACACGAAUCCCGUUUUCCAAUUAAUCAUAACCAUAACAAUUUCCGAGAAAAAACAAAUCCAUUCUUUUUAGGGAUAGAGCUUCUUGCUUUUCUUUUUUUUUUUGUCGAGCUUGCUUCAGCAGCGAGACUUUAGAAAUGCAAGCGUUUCUCUUUUUUUGUUUUUCGUGUGUGCGCGCCAAAAGGGAAAUCAUAGUCCCAGGCGUUCCUAGCGGUGACCGUGGAAACUGAGGAUAAAUAUCGUGACGUGGCGAACAACAUUAUUCAAAAUAUUUCGAGCUUUUCCGCAACGGGUCGGUCCACGAAAUCUAUCGCUUGAAAGUGUUGAUUACUUUAAAACAAGUGAAUACCUCAGUGGUCGAAGAAAAGAAGAAUCUUUAUGAGCAAAACUUCAGCCAAGCUUCGAUGGAGAGGCUAAUUGGUCAGGUGUUGUAAACUUUCAUUGUAUGCAAAUGAGUCUUGUGAGGAGCAUGCGGUUUUUUUCGGCGAUUAUUGAAAUGACGUGCCAUGUUCAUCAAGUUUUUUCUCUUUGCAAUGAUGUAAUUUCUCCCGAUUUUCGUGUAUUUAUACACGUGCACUCAAUCAAUUCUGAAUACGAUAUAACAAGUAAAUGUGCUAAAGAAUACUCGACCGUCGAUAAAGUAGGGCUGCAAAACGUUUAGCGAGGAAUUUCCGUUUCGUGAAGAAGCAAUUGUCUCCUAAUUUCUUUUCUAAUCUCCCAGCACUAAGCUCGACUUAUGGCUUUUUAAGAGCGUUUUUUGGGGGUAUUAAAAUACCAAUUAUCCGAAAUUAGAGAAAAUAUCACUGGCGGAGACACUGUCUAAAGUUACACAUUUGUCUGUGUCGGGAAAUCCUCAGUUUGGUAGGGUAAAUGGCUGUUGUUAUGCUUAUUGUGAUAAAUUCUGUGAUUGGUGGAUUUAGCUGAGUACUCGUAAUAUGAUUGGCCGAUGUAAUUGUCCGAUUACAGCCAACUGCCUGAUUACACUGUCCGAUUACAACCGUAUACAAUGAUUGGUGAAAAAUAAAGCAGUUAAUGCACCAAUCAAAUUUGAGGAAAUUGCAAUAGUUGUGAUUAAAUCUGUUAUCGGCCUUAUGACCUAUAAACUGGUAUAGUAUUUAUAGUACGUAUCAUAUUUCAUUUUCAGUAAAGGAUAUUUAAAUGUUGUAGUGAGUUGGCACGUUCAAAAACGAUAACAUUUUCUGGAAUUUCUAAUGAUUUUUAAGAGAUUGUCACUUGCACAGUGAAAACUUUCCGAUAAAAAUCUCUCUCCAACUAUAAACCCAGCCCCAUCCAUAAAUAAGAAACGCUUAGUAUUCGAACACCUUUUUCUGUUUAGGCUCAAUGACAGACCUUAUUUGUUCUCUCAGAGAUUUUGUGCGUAGCCUUAAAAAACCUUUGUUUUCACAAACUUUUCCUCUCCAUGAUUGGGGAUUCAGAAGCCAGUAAAGGCAAAUGCUUGUGUCCAAUUUUUUCCUCAUUUUCACACGCUUCUUGCUAUCUAAUCAAGAUACAACAUGCCUUUUUCAAAUAUCGUUCAAGGUACGAAAUCUUUAAUAUACAUGGUGUUUUAAACUUAGAAUUUUACCAACAAGGUGUGGGUUAAUCUACAGUUUUGUCACCCUGAUUGCUGAAAUUUUCUUGAAAAACUCAUCAAUAAUUUAUACGUGCCCCUCAAAAUUAUUGUCACGCUUGUCACACAUGCUUUUCCGUCUUCUUUCCCCUCCCGAUCUGUUGCGUAAGUUCACUAAUAUCUGAGGACAGAUGACGCCUUCUUUUAGCGGGUGAAAGACCUUUGAGUAGAGGUCAUGGUAUUGAGUAAGAGCCUAACAUGAAAUGUUCUCUUUCCAGCUGAUUACAUCACUUUUCCAAUGCAUGUCGACGGAUUUCCCAUGGGGCUCUGCGGAUCUCAAUCUGUUUCUGAACGUAAUCAAUGGAGCUAUCUUACUUCAUUGCGAAGAUGCCGCCGUGUUGCGUCUGUGUCUUGCAGCUUUCGUAAACAUUGCUGUUCAUUUCAGUAACAUCUUUGCUAGCAAUGGGUAAGAUUGAGUAGCAGUCGAUUUAUAAAGAUAGUUGUCAUUUGUUGGAUGAGGUCAAGAACCGUAGCGAUAAUUAUCAAUGCUUCGGUUUGUAUAAUUUGAGUCCAACUUUUUUUUCUUUUUGCAAUGUUAACCAAGAAGUAAACAACAACUGAUACUAAACGGCAAAUCAACAUUCCUCUAACCUUUUGACAACUUUUCCACGCUGUAACAGUUUCCGAACCAACCUUACAAAUUUGGUUUUCGAAGCUGAAUUCAAAGGCCUCUGGUUUUUAAGAAAACUUUUGAAAGAUCUUUGAAAUGACGAAAAUAGUUGCUCUAACUGUUGGCAGCUUCUUGAAUGUUGUUUUACGAUUAUCAGCACAUGACGUCACUUUUGCAUUCACAAAUGCUAUUGCUUGCAAAAAUGACGUCAUUGGCGUCACUUACUAACGUCACUUCUACAUCUAUAAAAACUAUUGACUGUAGAUAGUUAGCCAACAAAAGUAAUGUCGAUUGGUCAUGAGUAGUGCGCCUGUGGCCGAUCAAAAUUAAGAUACUGUCGGAAGUGCAUAAUUGUCACGUAUUAAAGCUAGUUCUAACUUUUGAUUCUGUGACUGAAAUCCGAAAGUGUGAUCUUUCAAAUGGGACCUCCGUAUUUUUGCAAAACGGAGUUUUUGGUAAAUAAUGUCCUUGCCACCUUUGGGAUUAAAUAGCUUCUCAAAUAAGGUGCUGCAUCCCUUCGGUAACAAUGGGGCGCUUCUUCUUUCUUAUUGUUUUGUGACUGGAGAUGUCCAAAAAUGUUGAGAGCUCAUAUAACUAACGUUGCUAUUAAAAAGCGCCGCUGCUCUCUUUCGAGGUGACCAGUAUUUAUGGUACGCAAAUGUAUUGGAACGAUAGAAAGUGUUAUCGUAAGAAAAAGGAUCAGCUCUCACGACAAAAUUUUAUUUGUCUUUCUGAACCUAGAUAGGGAACCUAGGAAUUCAACUCCAAGGGGGUUCGCCUACUUUUGAUAAAGUAAAUGGGUAGAUAUAAUCGCGAUAAAAACUGGAAGAAUGUAAAUUCACUUUUUAAACGACGUCUUCACUGCCAUCGCGUUGUCGGAUCGUAAAGUCCCUAACAUGGCCAACGUGCCGUCUGGUGAUAACGUUCUGUACACAUACUUUAGGCUACGUUUUUUUUUUUCGUCAUGCUGUUGUUUGAUAUCCCAGCAAACGCCGCGCCCCUGUUUGGUAAGAAACGUUUAAGGAGGAAAAAUUAACAUAAUAUUUUUGCAGGUAUCAGUACAUCUUUCCCUCCCUGCUCCAAGUCUACUCACAUCACGAGACAAACGAAAUGGUUACUACGGCAAUUGAGGUAAGCUGACGGACGGACGGACAGACGGAUUUUCUGUUCAAAGCAAAAUUUGAUGAAAUUGAAAGUACCUCGAUCGGCUUAGCUUUCUUUAAAUGGUUAGAAACAUCUUCCCAUUUUGUUAACCAACUACAAUCCUGGUCAAGAUUAACAGUUUUACGCUGUUUGACUGGAUAAGAACAACCACGCCAGUAAGAAACCAGACCAGCUAAACGUGACUUGCUCCUACUCGUUUUUCCGCGUUUUCGACACCGCGUGUUUAGUUAAAAAAAUUCUUACCAUCUUUUCAAGGAAGACGUUAGAUAACAAUGAGCUCAACCAGGUUGGCGUUCAGCGGUUUUAGUGAAAACAAGGGUUUGGGUCAAGAGGUGCUCAGUCUAGCGGGCUCAUAAAACAUGGUCUCGGUCCUCGUUAUUUAAGGAUUUUCUCUUUUCAACAAACAAGAAGGUAAACGCAAAUUAGUUCUGAAAAUAUCCUUGUUUGUUUUCCCAAUUUUUUUGCUUCCACGCUUAUUUGUUUUAAGUCAUAACUAAUUAAUAGUAAGGCCCCUUAGGUAUCACCGUUUGUGCUCUUUUUGUUGCUAUUUGUGGCGCUGUAGGUUUUUUGGUCGAAUACGUUAUUGUUUUUACUUAGUAUGAUUACAGUAGAUGACAGCAAAAUCGCAACCCCCGUAACGUCUUAUUUCCUUUUUCCUCUCAUUCACAGUUUGCCAUGAAGCAGUUCUACAUCCUUCAUCAAAAGCCUUGUCUUCUGCAGGUAAAAGUUACUUACAACUUAAAUGAUUUUGUCGUCACAUAUUUCUUUACUCUACUCAGGUGAUUAGGAACUUCUUGUCUUUUAGGCGUUCUAAGUAUCACAUAAGGCACUAAAAUAGCAAAGGUUAUUGAGUAGAUGUAGUUUGCAAAACUGGUGUACACAGUUUAAGCGUCUAUCGGUCCUCGCGAAGCCCUUAUCCAAAAACAUUUCCACAUUUGAUAACCCUGAAAGAAGGAUUGAAUUGCUGCAGGAGAGAGUCACUAAAUCUAACUGCAACAAGACUUAAUAGGCAUGAACUGACAACACAAGACCCACGUUGCCGUGCAAUACCUAGCAUCUUCAACACCGUUAUCGCCUUUACGUCACCGUACUUCGAAAGUGUGUAGUCCUCGUUGACUUAAAAUGCGCUUGCAGUGUUGAAGAUAUGAUACUGGGUGUCGCACGAGGAGGUUGGUCUUGUGUUGCUCAAAGAAAGCCUGAUGUUUGUUUUUCUGUAUUUUGUAGUUGUUUGCUAGUGUGGCACCGAUUCUUCUCGUUGAGACAAGGGCAGAUGGAGAUGAAGAGGAAGCCGAACUAGAGGAUCUUAGUGGCAAGGUAAAAAGCAAUCUUAAUUAUUAUCAUAUACUUGGGUGGAAUAUGACAGUUAUGGAGAGUGCAGUGCAGUAUUGGACUGUUGUUGAGAUUUACUAACUAGCUCAUUUUUUAUCUUAAUAGAUUUCCUUGGGCCUGGGCCAAACGUAGAACUGUUCAUGAGACGACCUAGCCUCUGUACAGAACCCUUAGUAGAAGGGGGGGGGGGAAGGGUAGUUUGUACACAGGCUAGAGACGACCCAAACUUUGUGAGUUAAGUUCAAGAUUAGUUCGACGUCUGGCUCAGUUAAGUUUAUCUGAAUGAGUUUGGAUCGACCAGCACGUUCUAUCCGUCAGACAGAUAGAACGUCUGAACAUCGUCUCUAGGACAUACGUCGUUCUUCACGUGCGACGAACUUAACUGAUAAAGUAAAACUUUGUAUGAUAGUGUAUAUUUAACCUCUUCCGGGAGAAUUUUUUUUUACUGAUCUGAUUCAGUUGAUUGGUUCGACGCGUCACAAUACAGGUCGACCCAAAUUAGAGUUGGGUUCGUCUCGUGAAAAGUUCGACGUUUGGCGCAGGCCUUAGUCCUUUGGUUUUCCGGAGUUUUGACACCUGUUUGUUAAUUAUUUAUACGUUUAUAAGUUUUUUUUGUCUUAUUCAUCAGAUCCCUUCUAAGUGCCUGUUCUCCUUACUGGCUUCACUGGACAGACCUUCCCCUGACAGUUUAGAAGUGUUAGAUCUGGUGCGAGCUGAGAAACCGCUUAAACCCAUGGUAAGAAAGCUGUCUGGGCUUUAUGAACAUUUGCUUUCGUUGUUGUUGCUGUUAUUGUUUUUGUAGGGUUCAAUCUCUUGUACAGCAUUGUAGAUUUUUACAACAAGUUGACACAUGUAGCCGUGUAAGUUUGGCGUUUUUUGGUUGCCCAUUGCAAAUGACUGACAAAUCAAUACGAAGCUCUAAAGUUGGCUCACUUAAAAAGUGUCGUUAAAAAAGACUGGACUAAAGGCGCGUUUGAACAUUGAUUUAACGAGCGUCAGAAAAGUGAAGACGCAACUUGUUAUAUGGUCGGGAAAACAAGCAGUUAGAAUCGAGUGCUGGAAGCCGCAGUGAAAAUGCGAGAAAACCUUCAGACAGAACCAAGUGGAAAAAUUGUGCACCGGUUAAUUGCGGGCGACAGGAGGAGCCCGCAAUUCUAAUCUCCGGGUUGUUAUUACGCAUGCGUCGCAUGUAUGUAGGCAGCAGUCGUUUGGACUUCCAUUAAGAAUGAAUGGAAUGCACAGAACGUACUUUGAUGACGCGCGUUUGGACCUUCUAUCACUCGUAAUCUGGUCACGCCUGUUUUGACUAUCUGUCACGUGAAACUCACGCAAAGCACAGCGUUCGAACAAAAGCGUUUUGACCUUCGGUCGUUGUCGCGCGCUCUCCGUAACCUUUGGCUAUUACUAGUAAUAAUAAUAAAGUCCUUUGUUUACCGUCGGCAGUAUUUAUAGCACUAAUGAUAUUGGGACCAAGGAAAUGUCUGAAAGAAAUAAUUCAAAUCAUAUCUAACAGGGUUAAGAAUCCCAACUGGCCGAAGGCAAACCAGCUGGCUAUUUACAAGCGCGAUCGAGAAUUUGAACUUGAGACUACCGUGAACAAAUGCAGCUAGCGGUCAGAGCGGAACUUGAACUCGGGGCCUCCGAAUAAGUCCAGCGCUCUAACCGCUCGGCCAAGCUGCCCCCACAAAGAAUCAACUUUGUCUACUUCCAUCGUGUGCGAAGCUCUUUGUUGGUCUUGUCGAAGAAAAAAAAUCUCCAAUUCGAAAAAUCUUUAAUUAAAUUGGAAUAAGGAAGCAAGGAUGUUGUAUUGGAGAUAUCACUUGCAUUCUACCAUUUUGGCGAGGGUUCAAGUCCCUGAGGUGACGUUGUCUGCGGGUCGAGUUGGUUGUUGAUUCCCGCCGUUUCUUUGAGAGGUUUUCCCCUUGAUACUCGCGUUUUCCUCGGCCUAUCGCUUCCAAAUUCCAAAACUUAAGGCCAGGCUCUGGAUAGCUCAUAAUUAGAGUUUGGUGGCUAAAGAUAUUGCAUGUACGUUUGCAUUUUUGGUCGCCCAUGAUCUGUUUUGGCAAAAUUGAUAGCUCUAGUCUUCCUUGUGAGUGUUUUAACACUUUGCCAACACGUUCGUUAAAGGAUCAAAUACGCUCUGAGUGUAAUUCAUUGUUUGCGUCCUGUUUUUAACUUCUUUUGCUAUGGUUUCUUUAUUUUAGGACUCUUGUUACGAAAGUUCCACUGACCCUCCCGGGGUUAGUCAAGUUGACACAGCAGUCCGUUUGUGUGUGACCGUGGUGAACUUUGCUCCUGAGUCUAAAAGAGCCGUACAGAUGGUGGUAUGUUUCACUUUUCUUUUCGUUUCUUUUCUUUUUCAUCGUCAUUGUUCCAGUAGAUCGUUUUAACUUAGCUGGUCAACAGCUGCGCAAGUUUCUUGGAACAUAAGACAGUUUUUACAUUAGAAAAGAGUUCAAUGCCCACAGGAUCCCUGUUGGUACGUGAACAUGGCCGCCGUUUCAUUGUUUUUCAUAACAAUAUGGCGGCGGUGACGUCAUGUGAAAACGAUCUACUGGUUGCCAAUAGUCCAUUUGCACGAUAAGAUAAAUUUAAUAACUACCACAAUCAGAAUCCUUCGGGGUUUUAAAUAUGAAAGAAGAAAUGAAAUAAAUUCUGGUCCUAGUGGUAAAAAGACGGUACAGUUAAGAUGGCCUAUUCGCCACUUGCACAUCUCCCUUAAUUCACCAUAUUUGCCCCCCAAUUUUGCAUAACCUGUGUUUUUCAUUUUUCUUGUGUAAUACAGCCGCCCAAGAGAAACUGAAAACAAUUCUUCUGCAAUUUUUUUUUUUUUUCUGGGGGGGGGGUGAGGUGCAUUAUGGGAGAUGUGCAAUGGCGAAUAGCGGCCAAGUGUUAAAUUUUGUUUAGCCUUAUAAUCAAUUUUUUUCCACAAGAAUUGUUUCAUCUAUAUCACACGAAACUGCCGCUCAGUUGCUUGUAAGUUAGUGGUCAGACUUUUAGGGUUUCGUCCACUGGCUGAAAACUUAGAACUAGCAUUUGAUAAAAGACGUAAACAGUACAACAGGAAAGUGUUGCUCAGUGGCUUUCAUUCGAAUGUUCGCAGUAACAGAACGUUUCAACUAACUCGAAAGUUAGAACCACCUUACGCCGUAAGGUGGUUAGGUUUAGGCUUUUUUCCGUAGAAAAAGGAAACAUAAAAUUUUCUGAUUCAAACAUGUGAUGUGAGCGUAGGGAUAGAGAAUAGAAUUUGCAUUUGAAUUUUCGGGAAAAUAACUCUGAAGCCCUUGUAAUUUCAAAAAGACUCAAGUUCCCCUAGGAUGGCCGAACAGAUAUAGCGCCGCUUAGAACGCAUUUCUAGAGAUCUAAAAGUACUCUGGAUAGUGUAAAAAGUGUUUUCAGUGUACGUAGGAGGAGACGGUCGUUGUUGGGUCCCUGUUUAUAAGGCCCUCCGAAAACUCCUUUAAUACGAAGAUGCUUAAACCCCAGCUUUAUAAGGGGCAAUUUACGGUGUGUUCCCUUUACAGAUUGUCCUGUCGGCCAUUCUGCCUCAUUACCUUGCUUACCUGAAAACGGAGAACAGCUUUGGGGAUAACGACGAAAAACUCAAGACAGAGUUAGCGGCUUUGACCUCCCUUAUCACAUCGAUUAACGUCCUUGUGAAGAGCUCGGAGGUACUGACAAGGUAAGGCAACUUGUCUUAAGUUCAAUGUUUUCUUGGAGCUGUCUUGAAUCUAAAAGCAACCCUAGCGCCUUAAGCAAAUGAUAGAAAAUGUGAGGAAUGCAUUCGAAUUGGUUUCAAUUGACCUUCACUUACCAGCAAAGUCAGAACCACUAUUUAUGGAAAAAUAAUCAGUACAACAGGAAGUAUCGUAUUGCUCUGUUGAUUGUUCGCGUUUUACUUUUAUCCCCUGACUCAAAAGUUAGAACGACCUUGCACAACAUAAUAAACAGCACCACAGGAAAGUACUGUUGAGCAGCUUUCAUUGAAUGGUUACACUUAAGGAUUUUGUCCACAGGCUCAAAAGUUAAAACCACCACGCGGGUAUGAUACAAAAAACAACACUGCCCGCAAGAAGUACUCAGUAGCUUUCGCUUGAUUGGUCAAACCACAGGAUUUGGUCGACACUGAUUCAGGACUUAGAAAUAGCAACAUGAUAAACUAUACCACCAGAAAGAAUAGGCUGUGCCAGGCUCUCAAAUAAUUGGGACGACGCGAAAAUAAAACAAACGCGCGCGAUCUUGAGAAGUGGCGGUGGUGUGAAAAAACAGCGUCCUCUCUCUCUCUCCCUAGCCCCCGCGCUUUUUUGCAUCACUUUUUACUCCACGACUGCGCUACUAUCUUGGAGUGGAGCCUGGAACAGGCUAAAGAAAGUUCUGCUUAGUAACUGGGAUAUGUCUGGGGCGUGGGUUACGUGACUUAAGAACGAAAUGAUUAUUUUUUUCUUCUUCUUUUUCUUCUUUUCCUCUUUCCAGGUCGUUUAUUCACUUUCAGAGCUACAAAUCUAUUUCUGAUAAAUCUGGAAUUUUCCCAGAUCUAGCUUCCACCACGUCCCUCAUGUUUGGACGAGGAAGCUUUAGCAGUGUCGACGCACCCAGUAAUGCAGACGAAGUGGAGUUGGGUUAGUAGGAUUUUGCUCCUUACAGCUUUCCGCUAAGGCCAGCACAAACCAAGGGUGGGGAAAGGGUUUUUUUGAAGGGUCAAUGUCCUUUAUGUGACAAUCACCGUCGUAAUUGAAUUAAAAAUUCCUGUCGCGUGAACAAAAUUUUGCUCCCGAACAUGUUGCGCGUGAUAAAAGCGGCACGAGAGACAUGUUGUGGCAAAGAGACGUCAAUACAAAACAUCCCCCUAGUGUGUCCCUACAUUAUGUUCAGACAACAUGUCCCCAGAACAUGUCCUUCUAACUUGCCGUGACAACAUGGCCCCACUACAUGUCCUUCUAACUUGCCGUGACAACAUGGCCCCACUACAUGUCCUUCUAACUUGCCGUAACAACAUGGCCCCACUACAUGUCCUUCUAACUUGCCGUGACAACAUGGCCCCACUACAUGUCCUUCUAACUUGCCGUGACAACAUGGCCCCACUACAUGUCCUUCUAACUUGCCAUGACAACAUGUCCCCACAACAUGUCCUUCUAACUUGCCGUGACAACAUGGCCCCACUACAUGUCCUUCUAACUUGCCGUGACAACAUGGCCCCACUACAUGUCCUUCUAACUUGCCAUGACAACAUGUCCCCACAACAUGUCCUUCUAACUUGCCGUGACAACAUGGCCCCACUACAUGUCCUUCUAACUUGCCGUGACAACAUGGCCCCACUACAUGUCCUUCUAACUUGCCAUGACAACAUGGCCCAACUACAUGUCCUUCUAACUUGCCAUGACAACAUGGCCCCACUACAUGUCCCUACAACAUCUCCUCGCAACAUGUCCCAGCAUUAUGUCCGCUUAACAUGCCCCACAACAUUCACCACAAGGCUUUGUUGCGCUAAACAUCGUCGUUGUGAAUUGUUCUGAGAAAUAUCGCGUUAAAGCUUUUGCUUUCUGGACGUUAUGGUUGCCGUCGUCGUCUUGCCACCUUCAUCAAAAUUUUUGGUACAUUUCUCUGCCGUCCUCUGCAUAACCACGAGAUAAAAUUUCGUCAUGCAACAUUUUACGGAAGUUACAAAUAUACGGCGAAGAGUUUUUCCUUUUCCUCAUGCCUCGUUUUACAGAGGUUGCAAAUAUGCCGCGAAGAUUUUUCCCUUCUUUAUUUCAUUUGAACUGAAAAUUUCCCAAAUUUGACGAAUUUAGCGAGUUGUAAUUUUCGCGUAACAGUUUGAAAGAAUGCAAAAUAAUUUUAUGUCUGUGUUGUCGUUGCCAUAGUUUCGCCGAGAAGCUUCUCAAAGUCCAAAGAUUUAACAAGUCCCUUGCCCGCUAUACGUCCGUGCACCUGCGGGAGAGUUCUAAAAAAAAACUUGGCCAGUUUUUUUUUAGUGAUUUCGGUUUAUGCUAAUCCGUCUCUUACCUUUUGAAAAAAUUAUUACUUAAAACGCGGCUUAAAGAGGUUUUUUUUUUCACAACGUUAACACUUCCUGUAUAGACAAACAGACGAGAGCCACAUGGAUGCCUUUCGUCCUAACAUACACUACGAUUCUUGACUAGUUCAGCGACUCUGAUAUACUUUGACUUUGCCCAGUAAUAGGGACAAUAUACAUUUAGUGAGACUGUAGUCCAGAUUAUCGUUAUUUUUGUAGGCACGACCUUAUGUAGCAUUUGGACCGUAGUUUGUAUUUGGUGGAAAUUAUUGAAGUUUGUUUUCUUUUGGCUUAAUGAGCAUUCAAUAGAUUUCAUUCACAGAUCUCCAGCUCGUUUUUCAGUAACACGCUCAUAUUGUUUGUUUUUGUUAACAUCGUGACCUCGCAAAUUUUUUCAAUCAAAAUUUUCUGUGGGGCUCAAACAAAGUUUUUGUUUUAUGAUCAGGGGCGUUUUGAAAUUAUUGACGGUUUUGAGCAAGAGCAGGUACUGUAUACUUUCGAACUAGUGCCUUCUUUGGAGAAAAACAGAGGUAAACGGCAGAAAUAAGGCGUAGUAUUGUAUUCAAAUAAGCGCCCUUCUCUUAAAAAAGAAUGCGGCGCUUAUUUGGAGAACUUAAACUCUAGACUGUCAGUUCGUUAAGUAUUGUAACGCGAAAAAAAUGCAAAUAAACACGUUCAUUUGACGUGAAAAAGGAACAUCACUAAAGAAUUUGUUUUGCAGUGGUGACAUUCCUGGAGAGUUCUUAGUAAAUGAAACAUUCAUCCUGAUGGUGGUCUGACAUAUCGUUUCAUCUCUUGUUUUUGGAUUUAGAGAAGAGGCGAAUUUCUUGAAUCUCCGCCAUCUCGCGUGCAACUUUAAUUCACUUUAGUUGGGCUGUCUAUUAUAUUGGGGUGGUAUCCCCUUUAGCGUCUAACCCUUAGAUCGGGUGUCUACUUUCUAAGCUUUCACCUAUCUUCUGUGGUCAAAGGCGAUUACAUCUUAUGGCAGUCCUUCCUUGGAAAACUCGAUCCCUUUCAAUAGUGCGUGCCUAAACAGAGUGGAUUUUUACUUUUUUAGCAGCAAGGAUGGCACAGUUGGUGGCCUUCGGUGCGCGGGGUCCGAGUUCGAUCCCCAGUGACAUCUCAUCGUUGUUUUGACUUCUCUCUUUUCUCAAUAGCUUUAACUUGCUUUAAUUUCCCUUAAAACGGAGCGUUCAUGAAGAGAGGGCUUAAAAAUAAGCGCACAGCUCAAGUUUAUCAGUUGAAUUACUGUCACGAGUUAUCAAUGUAAAAUACGGUUUUGUUUUACGUGUUUAGUUGCCGAGUAUGUAAACCGUUUUACACACUUGAUACUUUUUACAGCCUGUUAUUUUUUGAAAAAAAAAUUAACUGUUUAACUUUGGUUAACGACAGCGACUCGCCUCAGUUUACGAAUAAACACCUCCACCUUAGCUGCACUGAGCUGCUUCAACUUCUUCAAGGGAUAGAAUCUAAGCCUAGUUUGGUUUUACUGAUUUUAAUAGUCCUGCCUUUAAACUUCGCUUAUUGAGGUUUAGCCUUUUAGUACAUCAUAAUGCGUCGCGAUAUAAUUAUUGCCUGCCACGUUGCUGAUGUACGUAAUCUAAUUGCCUAAUCUGUUUGUCUACUUGUAUUUUUAUAGUACAGCACGCAAGCACGCAUUGCGGCCUCUAUUCGAGCAAAUGACUCUUAUUUCGCAACUGAAGUUGUAAUAGACCUCUAAGCGCAAGUAUUAAGCUUGUAUGUUUUGUUUUUCCAAUGAAGGUCUCAGAGGAGUUUGGCUGAUGUUGUUUCUUAAGAAUUCACGUGCAUAUGAACGUAAGAGAGCAAUAAGACGUAGUUCCUUAGAAUAAACUUCUCGUGACUUAAAUUGCGAAAACAAAACAUACAAACUAAAGAGGUCUAUUAAGACAUCACUUAUCACAUUGAAGUCUUUGACUUGGGUAAAAAUAACCACUUUAUUAACCUAAAGCAGUUUAUAUCAGUAAUACGUGCCAAAAGAUUCAAAGUAGCUCGUUUUAUCUCCAUAUUUCCAGUGAGUUCUAAUAAGUACCACACAGACAUUGGCUGCAUUUUCAGAUGGAUUAAAGAACAAAUUUCUGCUUAUCCAAUCAGUAUAUACUUGAUCUUCAUCUUAUUACAAAUAUUAUGUAAUUUCGACAUACUGAAGAUUUGUACGUGGCGUAUUUUUGCAGAGAAAAUUCGUUGAGAUUUUAUCUUUUUUGAUAGCACUGUGCAGUACUACCCGUUUCGCUUUCCCCUGUAGAAUAUUUUGAUCAAGUAGGUUUGUAGUGCGUUGACUUGGACUUAAGUAAUUUUUUAAUAUUUUGACUCCACUGCACAACAGCAACAGACGUUAUGCCAAAGCAAAUAGGUUAUUUAGGGAGGGCUUGGCUCAUUCGUCAGAUAUAGCAUUAUGUCAUUGCUUGUGUAAGACGCGCACAUAAAAUUUUUUAUGGGCAUCUUCCUGUUUCUAAGGGAGUAGUUAACACGGCCAGAACUUUGUUGAGUUAUACAAGUAUACAGGCAGGAAACUUAUCAAUGAAUUGACCCGAAAAUUAAAAGAGUAAAUUCUUUUAGGAAUAUUUCUCCAAGAGACUGGCGUAACUUCACUGCGCGUUGUCCCGGCUGACUAGUUCUCGCUUUCUCCUUGAACUCUGCGAGAGAAAAUUCGCAUAGCUUAAUUUAUUGACCAAUCAUGACCCAGCGGUUAGUCUUUAUGCCGUAGGCCCCAAUAUCUGGUGUUGUUGGUACACGCUGUGACAGAAAAUAACAUUGUGAGCGAUGUUUAUAAACAAAGGCGAGUGCUUCUCACUGUACUGCACGGGUAGUAAGUAUUCGGUGAUUUCCGCGGUCUUAUGCUGUUGACUUAAGGUGACGACGGUUGACUUAAGGCGGGACGAUUCGCAACGGCGAUUUUUAGCGCAACACAGCGUUACAAUAUUGUUGUUACAUUGUUUCAAAUGGCUGCAUUAUUGUACCAACAUUGCAACGCUGUGUUGCGCUAAAAAUCGUCGUUGCGAAUCGUCCCGUGUAACAUCACCUUCAGGCUCUGUUUAUCAUAACUGAGGUAUAACAAUGGGCAAUUUUAACAAUGAGCGCGCGCAUUGAGGCGAUUUAGUUAACUUGCCCUCACCAAUUAUUGCGGGCGCAUUAUCAAGUUAUUAGGUUAAAAGAUGAUAACAUUGAAACUUGUGUCAUCUCUUUUCAAAAAAACUGCGUUCCAGAACACACAAUAAAUUUACGAUCGUUAUUUAACUUGAAUUUUAUUUAACGGCACUUUCUAGUUGAGUUUAAGUUAAAGCCAUCUUUUGUAAAUCAGUAAAUUCUUCCACUGGAAUUUUUUAGUUUUUUUCGUCUGUUAAACUACGUAGUACACCUGUACUUUGUUAUUCGCAAAUAAGGAGUUUUAAAUUACGCCGCCCGUAAUGACAAGCAGUCGGACAUUUUUUAUGAUAAGUUCUACGGCGCUUUUUCGAGUAAAAACGGUACUGCCAGAUUUUUACCGAGGGUAUGGCAAUGGUCUGGUGAAUAAGGUACCUCGGUUAUGUUCUAAGGCCAUUGAUUCAUAUAAUGUCUUUUAGCAAGUCAGUUUCAAUUCCGUUCAGUAUCGUCUCUUGAUACACACUUGAAAAGGUUUGGGUUUGAGUCCCAUGCCCACGUCCCCCUCUAGGGAGGGGAGGGGGCAACCGGGCGGGUUUUCAAUCUUAAACUGAUGCAGUAUUUGAGCAGCGAAAAGAAAUACUUCUACUUUGGCCAGCAGCUCACCCAGACAGACGCGCCUUCCAGCGGAGAACGGAAGGUAGCUCAUCGUCGCUGGACUCACCACGUUGCCGUUCUUGUCCAGAAACCUCUCCGGAUCAAACUCAGAGGGGUUCUCCCAGUGCUUCGGGUCAUGAUGUAUGGCCCAUAAAUUGACUAUCAGAGUUGUGUCCUUAGGGAUAUUGUACCCAUUCAACUUGGUGUCCACAAGUGCCUUGUGGGGUACCCCCAAGGGGGCGACCGGUCUCAGACGAAGGACCUCUGCAAGGGUUGCUUCUAAGUAGGGCAGACUCUUGCGGUCUUUUAGACUUGGUAGGCGCGUGCGUCCAAUUACCCCGUCAAGCUCUUGAUGCACCUUGGCCUGGACUUCUGGAUGAUUGUUAAAGAGAAGGAUCAUCCAUAGUAGUGUAGAAGUAAGGGUCUCCGAACCUGCAGCAAACAUGUCAGCCAUGCUCAUGAGCACGUGGUCUUCCGAUAUCAGCGACUUCAGCUGAUGAUCGUCGUUCUCGGCGUCCUUCAUCACUUUAAUCAGCGCGUCAGUGAAUCCUCUGAUUUUGCCAGGCUCGUACGUCUCAAGCUGCUCCUUGUAUUUCCGAACAAGGAUUUUGUCUCUCUCGUUCACUGCUCUUUUUAAACGCCGGAUGUUUUCCGAGUCGAACGGCACGUGCUUCAGAGACGGAAAUAUGUCGACUAGAUUCCCCAGUCCCAGCGUUUCUGCAAACGUGUCGUUCAAUUCCACGACUGUGCGAAACUCGGGAUCCGUGGCGCUGUACCGAGAACCAAGAGUUAAUGCACAGAUGACAUUGAGCACUCCCAAACUUAUGCUGCAGUGCGGGUCGUGCGGCUCUUCUCCACUUUGGUCAAACUGCUGAAAGACUUCUUGAAUCUCUCUCAAAAUCACUUUUUCAAGUUUGUCCAUUCCUGCGCUGUAGAGCUUUAGAGCACCGUGUGCAAUCUUUCUCUGCAUUCUCCACGCCGGCGAGUAAUUGCCAAACGAGAUGGCAUGGCCAUUGUGCGAGAAUAUAUCUCCUGAAUGCACACUUGGCCUACCGGCGAAAUCGUUGACAUUUCUCAAGAGAGCAGCCCUGGCUGUGUUGAUGUCGCUCACAACAACGGCUCGCUGGCUUCCUAAGAAGAUCUGAAAGAUGCUGCCGUAUUUCUGGCUAAGCUUCGUCAGGUUCACCAGCGGUACUGUUCCCAGGUUGUACAGGUUUCCAACAAUAGGCAGAGCGAUUGGACCGGGUGGAUAAUUCAUUAUUCUGUUUACAAAACUCUGUAUUAAGCAAUAGAGAAACACAACACAGCUCACGAUGAUCAAACCUUCGAUAAGCAUCGUGCUGACUGUUGGACGAAACGACGAGUAGACUCGUUAAAGCUUCUAAGCAAGGAUAGCUUUCCCUUAAGCUUUUAAUUAAACCCUCUGCUUGAGUGAAGGAGGGGCUUUUAAAGAUGAAAUUUCCACCUUUAAUUAUCGCGGAAAUCCGGCAGCUUUCUAUCAGUGCUUAUGCAAAUCUCGCUGUUAAUUCAUUCUAUCCGCUUUCUCUAUGGCCGGUAUUGUCUCUUCAACUUAAACCCACGCCGCAUUCUUUGAUUCUAUAUUCAUCCAAGCAUUCAGUGACUCCAUGACCAGAAAGUAUCCGGUUUGCACUUACAAAGUUGUCAUUUUUGUGGUAAGUAUGUCUUGAUAGCGAGCGCCAGGCUUCUACAAGUCUGAGAGCAGCUCAAAACUAUUGUCUACUUAACACACACGUGCUUGGCUCGUUAUCCCUUCCGUUAAAUGAGGUGAUUUACUUCUAAAAGUUUCUAAGAUCAGUAGAUCAAAUCCUAAAGUUCAUCAUUUAGCUACGCAGAGCAAUUUUCAUGUGCUGCUGUUGCCUUUUGUAGCGUUUUACAGAACGUAAUUUGAUUUCUUUUUUUUUUUCGAAAUAGGAACUUGGCCACUUUGAAAGUCAAUGGUAAUGACCCAAAUAGGUUUACAAGAAGUCGAGUGACAUGCAAUUAAAGCAUGUAAAGUAUCCAAACAAUGCGGUUACACUUCGCGCUCUCGGUUUUGACACACACUUCAAUACAGUACUCAGUAGCAUCCAUUUUAAUAGUCGCACUUAAGGAUUUCAUUUACAGAGUCAAACAAAAGUUAGAACCACUUUGUACAGCUUCAUCACUACCAUAGGAAAAUAAUGCUAAGUAUAUAGCUCUCAUUUAAAUGGAACGUCUUGCCUUUCAAACCAUUGUACGGAAGUUCGUCAUAGACUAAACUAAACUUUAAGAAUGCAUCCGUUGUAAAGAUUUUUCGACCCAGUUUAUGAUGAAGUGAAGUGAGUUUACUAAAAAAAAGUCACUGAGCAGUACUUUUCUGUGGCACUGAUUGUUAUCCUGUACAAGGUGGUUUUAAUUUUUAAGUCUGCGAGUGAAAUCUGUCGGCGUAAUCCUUCAAACAGAAAAUCUCUUGAGAAGUACAGUUCUGUGGUGCUUUAAAUUGAGCUGUACAAAGUGAUUUUUACUUGAUUCUAACGUGGGUGAAAUGCUAAGGCAGUGUUCUAUUUAUAUGAAAUUUACUAAGCAUUCCUUUCCUUAAGUGUUACCAUACAAAUGCGAGUUACUUAGCCCGAGUGAGUGCUUUCCUGUGGUACCGUUUAUUUUUUCUUUACAACGCGUUUAUAACGUUUGAGUCUAACACUGGGUAAAAUCUUAAAAAGUGAUUCCCAAAAAUAAAUAUUUUAUCCACAUUUCACCAUUCUAGUGGUUCAGAAUGCAUCAAGUCGGUCAAAAACAUUAACUUGGGCGACAAAAAAAUUGUGACUGUUAGUUCUCAGUCAAUCUCAAUUACAUUCCAUAGAUUCGGUCUCCCUUUUUAAUGUUGAGCAAUUAAUUGAUUAUCUAAUAUCCGCUUUCGUUUGUAAUUUAGUUGGCAAAUGAAAGGUUUUCUUUAACAAACGGGACUCUGUAAAGUGCGGAUCCGGACGGCGGAUCCGGACGGCGGAUGCGGACGGCGGACGGCGGACGGCGGACGGCGGACGGCGGACAAUAAUAAAAAAAUAAAAAAAUAAAAAUAAAAUAAAACAAAAUAGACGUAUAAAAUAAAUAAACGAGAUAAAUGAAUAAGACGGCGGACGGCGGACAAUAAUAAAAAAAAAUAAAAUAAUAGAAAUAAAAUAAAAAAUAAAAAUAAAAUAAAAUAAAAUAGACGUAUAAAAUAAAUAAACGAGAUAAAUGAAUAAGAAAACAUAAGAAAAGCGAGAAAUAAAAAAAAAAAAAGAGAAAAUCAUUAUUAGUCGAGACAUUCUCCAAUCACUGUCGGAAUCACUGUCGGAAAUCUUCGGAGAGGAGUCAAACAGAGUGGCCAGACACGUGGCUGGCUCGGAUUUCACUAGCAACUCGUGCGAAGAGAAGAUCUGUUGUUUUGGUUUGCAGAAUUUUGGUUUGUUGUUUUGGUUUUGCAAAAUGAACAAGAGAAGCUACGCUGAUGUAGUAUCUGGAAGUGGUAAGUUCAUCUUUGCGCAGUUGUCUGUUUUAUUUGGUGUUUGGUGUUUGCCGCAAUGCUUUAUAUCUCUUUCAGGGUCAUCGGAAUCAGAGUCAGAGUUAUUGUGCAGGCAAGUAACCUUUUUAACCCUUUUAACCUUUAAAACGCGGACUUUUAGUGUAGGAAAUUUGGUUUUGUGGUACAAAGUGUGGUAGAAAAUGUGGAGUGUGGAAAAUGCGAAGUGUAGAAAAUGCGAAGUGUGGUAACUGCAAACUGCACUGCAACUGCACUGUAACAGCAGUGUCAUAAUAUUUACAAAUUGAUCAGUCCGGCCGGGAACUGUCACAAAUGGUAUGCCGUUUUUCUGAUUACAGCGCAAAAACAGUGCCGGAUUCAUAGUGGAAACAAGCGGACGAGAGCGCCAUAUGUACACUUCAGAAAAUAAUUAUUUCUUGUAAAAGUACUGAACCAUGCAUAUGUCAAACGACAGGACAUAACGUCCUGCCUAUUUUUAACUCAAGUGAGCAUAUGUUAUGGGUGUUCUAACACCCUUAAACCGGGAGGGCAGAUUCCGCUUCCUCCUCAUGAUCUAGUCGUAGCCUCCAACAUGAUGCGAAGCUUCCAGCACGGAGGGCAAAUGAGGAGCAAGCAAAGCAAUGUAUAUUUUCAUUGUAGUGGUGCCUGUAUUAGGGCUAAACAGCCAUAUUUCUCUCAUUGUAGCAUGCCAUGGUUUAUACGUUCUUCGCUAACCGAUCAACAGCUUGACUUUCUCAGUAAAAUGUUUCCAGUUUAUGCCCUUCCGUGAAUUGUUAUGUAUUGUACGUAUAUAGUGCAACACCAUUGGCCCGGUUAUUUUUCCGAUUCUGAAAACGGACGGCUAAAUAUCUCAAUAUGUACGAGUAGCGAUAGAAAUCUGUUGAACAUGGAUACGUCUUAAUAAAGUUUUGUUUGUUUGUUGGACGAAGGUUCUUCUCCUCUGUUGACUAAAUAUAGUACGCUGCAGCAUAUUAACAUGGUACCAGAGUCUUCGCUUUGUACUUCUUUACCGCCACAGACAAACCUAACAUUUUUUGAUUUUGUUUCGCUUGAGAAAAGAGCGAUGAAAUUGUUGGACUUAAAUAAAAAUAAAGCAAUAGCUCUUGUGUACGUGGCCACUGGUUCCGUUUCGAGUCCUGGUUCCUUUCGUAUCAGUGGACAAAAGAAUUUUGACAGAUAAAAGUGUAAAUUAAAGUUACUAAAAUUAGGCGAAACCUCGCGACAUAGCCCCUUUAAGUCAUUCCUCUAAAGAAUAACUAAAAUAAAUAGAUAGCUGAAUUUAAAUGGAAUUUGAAGAGGUUUAAAGAAGGGAUAGAAGAAAGAAAAUGAUUUUUGGAACACCAACAGUUGAUACACACAAGAGCACUCCGGGUUGCUAGUGAAUAUUUCUUAUUUCUCUAAAGUUUACAAAAAUUUACAUCUUUUUCUCAUUAUUCAGUCUUUUUUUUUCUCAUUAUUUAUUAUUUACGUCUAUUUUAUUUAUUUUUAUUUUUUAAAAUUAUUAUUGUCCGCCGUCCGCCGUCCGCCGUCCGCCGUCCGCAUCCGCCGUCCGGAUCCGCCGUCCGGAUCCGCACUUUACAGAGUCCCUUAACAAACCCAUGUCAAUAUCGCUAUUUGCGGGGAACACGUUAUUAAAAAUCGCUUUGUGCGUCCAAUACAACAAUACAUAUCAGUUCUCCUUGACCAUCCAGAUCGAAUGUGAAAGAGUUCAAUUUUGUUCGGUGCUUUUAGAGCGGUUUUCACUUGACUGUCGAAAGGGAUUGGUUUUGGUUUUGGUUUUGGUUUUACUACGCCCUUUGGUUGGCUAGUGUAUUUACUUUGGUUUUGGUUUUACGACAGUCAAGUGAAAACCGCUCUAUGAUAUUGGUCUUUUUUGCACUUUCUUUUACUUUCGGUUUGUUACCAAAAUCCUUGAGCGUAAUAUUCAAAUAUUCUAGGAUUGGAAUAUAAUUGGACUUUGAGGCCUUAAACAGACCGGAAGCUGUACGCACACUCUGCGAGCCUUCUUAAUUUGUGUGUUUCGUAUACAAAGUGAUUUAUCUAAAAGACAAAAUUAACCCGUUCUCGGACAACCUGGCCGUGCACAAGUUAGAUGAAAUAAAAUAUAUCCAUGGCUGGAGACGUCUUUGGAAAGUCUGACAAGCGCACAUCUGCUGUAAAGCUAUCUUAAUUGAUGUAACACCAUUCACUUCAGACUGUAUUAAUUUUCUAGGUCAAUAUGCCAAUUGUCUCGCGUUUUAAUUUACCAGCUCAAAUUGAUAACCUUUUACUAAAGCGUAGAUCUCGCUGAUUGCUAUCUGUUUGUCUCGGUUAAUCUCUCAGCAAACUGAGGCGAGGUUGAACGAUCACUAAGUACUUGAUCUCGAUUUAAUUGGGUUAAGAGCUUUGCAACAGACGUAGAAUUUGAAGUGUAUUUUGUCAUAUCGCGUUAAAUUUCUCUCAUCAUCAACACACUCUGAACAAUUAGGACUAAAAAGUGCAGCCCUCCUGCUUAAGAAAUAUCUUAUUAAUGCCCAUAUUUUAAAACUUCGACGAUGGUAAAUGACCCAAUAAAAAAAGGUUUGUCAGAGGUAGAUUUAAAAACCUUCUACCACCGUACUCUGUGUUUCGGUUUUCCAACAUCUCUGUUAUCUAUUCACAUGAGCAACAAUGUUUUAACGGAAACAGCGUUGAUAACUGUUACAACAAAUUUCAUUCGAUUUUUUUUGUCCAUCGGUCAUCAUAAUGCAAUAAAAGUCGUCCGCUCUGUUUAUCGAUUGUUAUCGCUUUCUUAAAAAUCAAAUUCCGGGUCCUGGCAUCAAAUUUUGAUCGUUCGAUUUCCUGUUCAAGUUCCAGCCAUGGUUCAAAUGUUAAUUUUCUUUUCAUAAUUCACUAAUUGUCUUUUCAGUUGUCUUGUAUUACUAAAAGGUCCAAGUUCAAGUUUUGCCCAAACAAAUUUUUCUUUUAAGUCUUUUCUAAUUUUUGUUUUUCCGUUCCAAUGGUUUUCAUCAGCCUGUCCCGCGUUUUGCUCUCCAACACGACAGCAAUCACCUCAUGAACUUAGGGGGCAGGCAUGGACGACAGUGGACACGCCAUUCGUUCAAUGAAAACAUCGGAAAACAUUAUUGAAAAACCGACUCAAACUUUCUCCUAACCUGCGAUCAGGCUAUUUUUUUUUUUUUUUUUUCAAGGGCGGACGAGGCGAGAGGAAAAAAAAGAGAGAGACAUAAAGGGAAAAUAGGGAGAGGGCAUGAUCUCAGGCUAGCUUUCUCCUGAUUAUUCUAACUCGUUCCGUUAUUUAUUUUCCGUUAUUGUUGGUAGCCGAAGAAAGGGGACCACGUCCUAGCUCAAAUCGAUAUAGUAUAGUUUAUCGCCUUGCCAUUUGCGUUCCUAGGAAUUGUCAUAUACAGAGAACAGCGGGGAAAAUUUACAGAAAAGCGUGUUGCCUGUGCAGAGUGUUUUGACACGCUCGAUUCACGAUAUGAGUGACUCAAACUAUAACUUGCUGUUAGGAGUCAUGUCCUGUCUUAUUUGGAAGACAGAAAGUUUCGACGUAGGACGGGGUCUUACCAACUGGAAACCUUGUCCUUGUUGAAAAUAACCUGCGUAGUAAGCGUUUCCGCGCGUGUUCUUCGACAAAGGUGGGACGAGAGCAAAAAGGAGGAAUCAAAGGGGAGGGUGAUCAUGAUAAGAAGAAGUUUUUCCUUUUCCCCUCCCCCCUUCCUCUCCCUCACUCCAACUUUCGCGCAAUAACUCGAGUGCAAACGCUUGCUACGUAAGCUAUGUUGAAUACGAAUUGCAUGAAACUUGAAGAAGAUAUAGGGUAGAAAUUUGGAGUCUAGAUAUGCUUUCAUCAAGGUAUAGAGCAGGGGUAGGGGCGUUAGAUCUCAGCGGAUAGCAGUACCCCCUCCUUGCCCCCACCCCACACCCCACAGCCACGCAUUUCUAUAUAGCCAGCAAAAAGAAGAGUGGCCUUUCUUCCCCACAGGCCCAGUGUACGUUACAUGCCCAGAUUUCAUCGCAGCCUUGUUUUUUUUGUAGAGUCUGACACGUCGGCACCUUUAAGAAGGCUGCUAAAACGUUUGAUUAAAGUAUUUUAUUUUAUCCAGUCAAUAUUAUUUCUCCUAUGUGUUUAUCAAAAUUUAUCAAAUAUUUAGAUUCCGUGUAGGUUUUGCUUUGCAAUCACCAGAUCAAAAAAAAACUCGUGAAGUAAUAGCAUUAAUGCUUAUGUUUUUUCUUGCGAUUACCUUUCGCCUUCGUUAAAUCUGAGACGUUUCAAACAGAAAAUGCACGCUUCCAGGCCGACCGAGCGGUUAAAUUCAAUAUUAUUUUUUUACAGCUUGGUGAUAAAUCAUCGUAGAUUACUGCGUGUGCAGAUAAAAUCUUAAUGUGCGAUCACCAGAAUUGAAACUUUUGAGGGUUUUUUCCUUCGCUCGGAUUUUACCAACAAGGAAUUUGUAAAGAUUAAUCCUUGUCAGAUGUUGUUCUUUAAUUUCGGGGCACAGUAUGGAGAAAAGAUUUGUCUUCAUAAUCACGGCUUAUAAGUAAAUCUCCUUAUACGUUCUCUUAGCAAAGUUGUCUUAAGUUUCUUGCACACAAAACCUCGGCGUAUAAGGAUAACUAACAUUUAUUUCUGCUGCUCAUGCUUGUAUAUUUUUUUAGUUCCGGAAUUUUUCUGUCAGUUAUUUCUUCACUUUAUAAGUAGAUUUUGAUUUUACUCUGUUCUGUUUUUCGUUCAUGUGCAGUGAACCACGGAAAUUCGUUUUAAUAGCGCUCGUGUUUUGCAAAUCUACUUUCUGUUGUGUAUAAAAACAGUUCUCAGUCAUUCCGGUGAUAGAUUGAACACCCUACACGUGCCCAUUUUUCCGUUGAAUAUUUCCCUCCAAAACCACUUCCGAUCCUCAGUUUGUGAUAAAUAAAGCAGUUUUCCGUUGCUUCUACUGAUCCGGAAAAGCAAUUAUUCGUAUUUUAAGUACAUGUAGCUGCGGUUUAAUGGGCUAUUUCCUAGUUUCACUGAAAUUCCUUGCUUUUUUCCAAAGUGGGGCCAAGUGUCUUAGCGAGUUCAGUUUGCAUGGAAAUGAAUUAAAUGUUUUCUUAUUGGUUUGCACAUACCCUCGUCUUGAAAAGGAGGCUCUGGACACGGCAACUUAAAAAGCCCAACUGAAAUAAAAAAAUAAAUAAAUAAAUUAUAAGAGCGAUUUUCGUUUGACCUUCAAGUGAUUCCGUGCGAAAGAAAAAACCAAAACAACAACAAAAAAACAAAAUAUAGAAAUUUGAUUAGUUUAUCCAAAAGACACAAACGUUCGCAGUUGUUUGUUGAGUAAACUCGCAACGUAUUCCCAGCUGACGAACAAUGGGUGGAAACGAAUUUCCAUUAUUUUGAACAAGACAGGGUUUCCCAUUGGCAAGCGAGCGGUUCUUUUUUUUUUUUCUUUUUUUUUUCAUAGGGUUCUCUUUGACGAGUACGGGUGUUUUCAUCUAUUUACUGACAAAACAAGUAACGAACGAUUUCGUAAACCAUUUUUCAAGGUAAACCGAAAAUCGCUCUAAAUAAAUAAAGCGUUUCAAUAUGAAAGCAGACGAUUAAAACUAGUAGCCUUGUGACUUUUCACGCGUGUAGGACCCGCUCCACCUUUUCCCGCCUUUUUUGAGAGUUCGAUUUAUCUCUUUUGCAGCCGUUUAGUAUUAUAUCGCGCCUACCAACGGUUGCUUCAAGUUCUCAUAUUAAAGCAGUCGCCCCAUUUAAACGAAUUAAUUUGCUUUUGGAAUCUGGAAUCCUAGGCUUUGGAAUCAGGAAUGCAGCUCAAGGAAUCCGGAAUUCCACUAACGAUUGGAAUCCAAUCCAAUUUUCGGCGAAAAUCAGACUAUUUUUGUUUUGACUGGGCCUUUUUUUGUAAAGUUUCUGGGUUCCUGGGUCGUUUGAAUGUAAGGUAUAAUAGUAAUGUCACUCACUGGUUGUUGUCGCACUUGUUGCUGCUAUUCUUUUUCUUCAACAAUAAGUUUAAUCUCGAACCCAGAUCUCUUGUUUUUUUUGUUUUUUUUGCUUUGUCAACAAGAGAUCUGGGUACGAGAUAAACAAUAAGUUAAUUUCAGAGCAACUAAACCUAGUGAGGAAAGCAAACUAAAGCAAUACUUACGAGUCAGGUCCUAGUUGUUCAAAGCUGGAUAGCGCUAUCCACUGAAUAAAAGGAUAUCGAUUGCGCUUUCCAGUGGAUAGAUUUACGCGGUGGGCAGCGUUAUCCGCUAUCACAGUGAUAUGGGCAUCCUUACGUUUUGGGCAUUCCCAUUCCCAAAACUCUAGUGAUAUGGGCAUCCCCUGUGACCCUAACCCUAACCCAAAUCGCUAAGGUAAUAUGAGAAGGGGAUGCCCUUAUCAUUAGGGUUUUGGGAAUGGGGAUGCCCAUAUCACUGUAACAACGCCUUUUGAACAACUGGGGCCUCACCGUUUAAAUCAUCGAAAACUGCUGUUAACUACUGUGCAUGAGAAAGAUGAUUUUUCAGAAAGUAAUACAGACGGCUCGGAAGAACAAAUCCGAGUGCUCGCAAUGGGAGUCGAACGUUUGACCUUCUGGUUACUAGUCCAGAUUCUCUAAAACUGUGUUAGUAUUUUCAGUCUAUGUAAUCUGCGUAGAAAGCGUGUUCGAUUGAGUUAUUGCGCAAAAGGGAGAGCGAGAGGAAAUAAAAAUUGGAAGAAGGGGUAGGGUCAAAGGGGAAUCAUUUUCUUCUCUCCCCCUCCCCCUUCAUCUCCCGUUUUCGCUCUUAAUCCAACUUUGUUUCGACGAAUUCCGGCGGAAACGCUUGCUACGCUGGCUAUUGUAUGUAAAAUAGAGAAAUAGGCCAUUUUGACUUUGCUUUGCGCAUGUUUUUCAGGAAGAGGGCGUCCAUUUCUAGAAAGACUGCGGGCUCAAGAGGAGAAGGACGAAGUGAUGCAGGCGUUGGAUGAGUACCGUAAACCAAGAGAUGCGCUGCUGAUACUGGUGUCAGAUUAUAUCAGGAUAUGUGCGCCGCGGCUCGAGGAACUCGAGGAAGCUUUGCCACCCCGACACACAAUUCCUGAACUGCUUGACAGCAUCAGUGUUAACGUAAGAGUCACCAAUAAAUAGUUGGUCUUUGUAAAUUUUUAUGACACCUCUUUGAAUUAAUCACGUGACUUACCUUAAUUUUUCUUGUCCCAGACCCUCUCCGAGAUUGUUUACUCUUUGUUGAAAUUGGCUGUGUACGAUCCUGUGACUUUAUCCUGUCUCGGAUUAAAAAGGUAAGAAGUGUUAGAUAAAACAGCAUCUCAAGGUAGUGCUGUCAUCUAGGGUUCAUUUAAAUGGUCACUCGCAAAACUUAAGUUAGAACCACCUUGUGCAUCAUGAUUACGACGGGAAGUACUGCUCGGUAGCUUUCAUUUCAGUGGUUACACUUAAGAAUUUCAAAAGCUAGAAGCUCCUUAUACAACAUAAAACAUUACCACGGGAAGUACUGCUCAUUAGCCUUCAUUGGAAUGGUCAUACUUUAGGAUUUCAUCCACAGACUACAAAGCUAGAACCUCCGUAUACCGCAUAAUAAACAGCAGUUGUUCGAAGGCUGAUUAGCGCUUAACCUAGGGUUAAAUUUAACAUUUUCUAAAUUAUUCUUAAGAGUAUCCAAUCAUUAACCUGUUGACCGAAAGAAUAGAACUGAAUUUACUUUUUAAGCUUUCAAAUGGGUUAUCUUAAUCCAGCUUUGAACAACCCGGCCCAGAAGAUUAAGUACAAUUCAGUAGCUUUCAUUUGAACGGUCACACUUUAGGAUUUCAUCCGCGGACUCAAAAGUAAGAAUGCAAUAUAGAGCAGUUCACGAAAGUAUUACCAAGUAGCUUUCUUUUGAAUGGCCAAACUUUAGGAUUUCAUCUACAUACUCCGAAGUGAAAGUGCAACAUUCAGCACCUCACGAAAAUACUGCUCAGUAGCUUUCUUUUAAGUAGUGAAUUUAAUUAUUUUCAUCCUGAAACUGAACUUUGGUGUCUUCAGGUACAUGACAGAAGCUCUUCCUCUUCUAAAAGGAUCCCCGGAGGCCCUAGAGACCGCCAUGUUACUCAUCCUUAAAAGAGUGAACAAAAUGUUCGAGAAGCUCGUCAACAAACCUGAUUUAAUGGUGAGAACAGCAUACCGUCUUUGAGUUUGGGCAAGCCUUCAGCUUAUUUUUACUUGCGGCCGAGAAAACUCGCGAAAUAGCCUUGAAAUAAACGGUACUAUCAAACGAAGAAAUCACCACCAAACAGGAUUUCAUCAACAGAAAUGAAUAAGAGAUAAAGCCUCCUUGUACCAUAAACAGAUAGGAACAGAGAAGAGUAUCGUUCAGUAGGUUUCAUUUGAAAGGUCACACGUAAGGAUUUCAUCCACAGUCAUGAAAAUUAGAAUGACCUUUUACAGCGUAAUUAACUGCACCGCAGGAAAAUACCUCUGCGUAGCUUCGAUUGAUUGCUUAUUGGCCACAGUGAAUCAUACGGAAGGAUCUUAUGAAAGGACCCAAACAUUAGAACCGCACCACACAAAAUGUAACCUUUUAGAUGGCGUCAAACGGUGCGAGAAAUGAGGAACAGUUUCGACUGGUGAACAAUGCUCUUGCCUUUUGUUGCAAGACACUCAUUUAGUAAACCUAUUUUCAGUCUCUUUGUAUUCUCUCAGUCAUAGAGUCUUCGCUGUUUAUUCGUUUCGUUUCAUUUCUUUGUUAAUUUAGAGGUGCAUUGAUUGGAAAGCUUUGGAGUUUUAUCUGAAAGGUAAUGUUCAGUGUUAUAGCCAUAAUAUUUGUGUUUUAGUGUAUUUUCAACGUAGCGUACUCUGUGGUAAGGUGUACAGUACUGUAUCAUGAUCGGCAUUGUGAGUCGCCUCGAGUACGAGUUUUGCAUUCUUAAAACUUGCGCUCCAAAUAUGAUUUGCUUUGAAUGAGAACAUUUGGAUUCAAAGUAGACGUAAUUUUAAAACUCAGUUCAAAUCAUCCAAAACCGCAUUGGUGAAGUUAACAUAGUCUGUUCCGUGGAGUUAUUUCAUUAUAGGGAUGUGUUUCAAGUACUUUUUUUUUUUCUUACCGGCAGGUCUUUACUCGACUCUGUGUAAAAGAGCGUAUGUAGCACACUCUCCUUAUAUGAAGGUAAAACGCUUCCCUUAAUAACUACAAAAAGGCGUCAGUGCAAGAUUCUGGGAAACUGCCCACCUACGCCUCCCCUAAGGCAAUAUUUUGUCCCAAGUAAGAAGUUUGUGUUAUAUAACGUCGUUUAUAAGGAGGGGUAGGUGGGAAAUUUGCAACAAACAGGCCAUGGCCCUGGUGCGAUUACUUUUCAGUGUGAAAGCAAGUUUUCAUUGACUUGUGUUGUUACACUCUUUUUCGUUUGUCGGAUUGUUUGGAAACUAUGCCUUGUUUUGAUAAGAAGCUGAAGGCAGCUCGAAAACGGUUAUGAGAAUCGCAGAAAGAGUCGACUUCUGUAUCGAGGUCGGCCACUACAGUGAAGCACUAAAAUCCUACGACAACAGUCGUUUCAUCCUAGUUUCACUUUAUAACUUUUUGUGUCAGGAAAAAUAGACUGAACUUUUUCUAUAGCAUCGCUCGUAAUACUAGCAGCUGCAAAAGGUGUUAUAAAACCACGUGUCUCGCUGGUUCGCAACCAUCUGCAAACCCUUAGGCUCACCUUGUCGCAAAGGCUGGAGCAGUUGAAAGUUUCGCCGGUUAAAAAAAAAGUUUUGACUGUUGUUCCGCAGUGCAAGGCUACUAAAAUAUCUUUUUAGUCACGCCUUUGCGAAGACCCGAAGUUUCAGCUUGUAACCUUAUGUGUAUACAGAAUAAAUUAAUAUUUAGAAAACGCUUUUUAGUAAUAACGUUUAUUGCUUACCGAGGCGUUUUCCUAGUCGUGCUUGUGUAAAUAUUUCCUUCCUCGGCCCUUUGUCAUAAAGGGAAUGGUUGCAGAAAACUUGCUCAUUAUUUUUAAGGUGCAUUAUGCAUCUUAAGUAACCUUGGCCUUUUGCUACUUGUUAUGUUGCUGCAACUUCUUUAUUUAUAUCACGUGUUCAUUCCUAGACCCUUGUUACCAUCUGCAUCAGCCUUGUGCUUCAGGAGCGCGCAUCCGCAGCUGUAUCUGUCGCCGCCAAUCUACCUUUCGCGCCAAUUUUAUCCCCGCCUCAGUUCUUCGCGGACACGGUUAUUAAGCUUGCCUCGCGCUUGAUGCACGUCAUGAAAGAGCAAUGUUCACUUAAGGAACUGUGCGGAAACUCGAUCAACUUCGGCAGCCCUUCAAGGACCGAGAAGAUCUUCGUGCGCUUGAUUUUGCCGACAUGUAUCAGGCUGGGCUCAGGCCGAACAGGUAAGUUCCAAAAGAAUAAUAAUCUUACAAGGUAUUAUUUGAUGCUUUCCAGCUCUUUUAGAUGUAAUCACUAAGGUACCCGGCUAAUGAGAAGUUAGAAGUAGCCGGCGGGUUGCGAAAAGUUAGAAAUAAUAGAUGUGGGGAAGAUUCCACUACAAACAAUCUCCAGUUAGUCACAAAUGCUACAGAGCCGCAAACUGUUAAGCCUACCAACAAACGUUUUUGGAACUUCAUCACGCGUGCUGUAGUCCUAAGUACAUCUACGUGGGAGGCUGCAAACUGUUAUAACUGAUCAGAAAGUCGACCUGAUUUAUCAUUUACAGUUUUUACCUCAGUUAUAACAGUCUGCAGCUACAUAUGUUGCUCUGCUGAAGAAUUUCCCUGAAUUUUUCCGUAUCCGUAUUUCUGGUUCCUCCGUUCAACCUUUUGCUCUUUUUAAAGGGCUAUUGAUUGCUUCCAUGCAACUUCCGUUUUUGUCUGGAAUCGGUUUAUUGGAGCAAGUGACAUUCAUCCCAACAAAAAUUCUCGUCAUUAUACGUAAGUGUGCUUUUCGAAUUUGCACAGUACAUUGUAUAAAGGGCUUUAGCAAUACGAGGGUCCGCCCCAAAACAGUCCCCCCUUCAGGGCCCAACAAAAGUGCGGUCCUAUAGUCCAGGGCUUCUACAAAGACUUGUCGGCCUUGCAUUAUUACGGGUUGUCCGACAGGUAGGCAACAUUUGCCGAGACAAAGUAUACGUUUUUGAAGAAGGAGGUUGGUAGGCCUGCACGACUACACCAGGCUACUUAACUUCAGUAACACCUUACCGAAAGGGCAGCGACUUUUUUUUUGUUUUCAUUUCCUCUGCCUUUCUCAACUCUACAGACAUGUUGCCUGUUAUGACAAAGCUCUUUUGUUUCAGAUGCACCUAAAGCAUCACUGGAUGACGUCAUCUACGCUCUGAACUGCUUUCUUACAACAGUCACCACUAAGAAACCAGAGACUCCAAGCUCAUCCCCUAUGCGACUGUCUUUUGCCGAUGACUUUCUGGAUCUACCGCGAUCCCUGACAUUCGCAGUGCCCCACGAGGGGAAAACUGCAUAUGAAGAGAUCCCCCAGAGUUUGUAUUGUGCGGCAUAUCUUGGUAAGAUUCAAACUCUAAUGUUUUUGUAAAGGCAUUAAGCAGUGGAUCAAAGAAGUGGGAAGUGCAGUCGAAGCUGUUGUAAGCAACCACCUCGGAAAUUCGAAAAGGUGGUCGUAACUAUAGCUGGUCGCUUACGAGAAUGAACGCAAGGUCAAAGAAACUCAUUCAUAAUUCUUAAAGAAAAAACGAAAGAAAUUAAUGUUGAAUGAGUGUCUUUAUAUCUGAUAUAGAUAUGACUAAACUUUACGUCCAAUUUCUUACACCAUUAGCGCAGUGUACGGUUUCAUUAAAGUCUUGAUUGAUAUGAAUAACACUCUAAGGGCCUGUUUACAUGGAGGUGGGGGACCCCAGAUAGGUGAGGUAACAUGUGGCGGGUCACGCCAUUUAUACAAUACAAGACAAUACAAUACAAUGUUCUUUAUUUUGAGACGGUAGAUACAUGAUUAACCCAGUAAAGAGUGGCCCUCACAAUUGAUAUGAGAGAUUACAUGGACAGGUGGGUUACCUAACCUACCUUAGGUCCCCCACCUCCAUGUAAACAGUCCCUUUGUGGUCGCUGACUAGUCGCUUACGAAAGCUUAAAAACAAGGGGAAAGUUUAGUUGGAUAAUCCCAAAAGAGGUCACGGUCGCUCACGGGAGCGGUCGCUUACGAGAGCUUUUCAUUACAAAGUUUCAGCCACAGUUCAUAAAGGUGGUCGUAACUAGAGCUGGUCCCUUACGAGACUGGUCGCAAGGAGAGCUUCGACUGUAUAGCAUUCAUUCAUAUGGCAUAUAAUAGUUUCAGGCCCGCUCUGAAGUUUAUAUUGUGCGGCAUAUCUUCGUAAGAUUCAAUCUAGAAACACUCUAAUGAAGGCAUAACUGCGCUUUUCACAAACAUGCGAACUCUAAAGUUCAAAAGCUGCCUUCACAAUUGCGUUUUACGCUGCCGUCAAUCAUAAUUACGAUCACAAGCAACGAACCUUGAAACACGGAAACACACAAAAUGGAUUGAAAUCCACCAAUCACGAAUCACAAACCAUGACCUUUUGAACCCAUUAAAGUAAAGUUUUUGUUUCCUAAGAGGUCCGUUGAGAUGAUUGGCUGCAGCAAAAAACGCAAUCGUCAGUUGGCUUUUGAACUUCAGAAUUCGCAUGUUUAUGACAAGCGCAGUAAAGCAGUGGAUCAAUGAAAAGGGAAAUAUAAUCUUCAAUCAUAUGGCAUACCAGAGUUUCGGGCUUGCUCUGCUCUGAAUUUGGCCAUUAAUAUUUUGAAGGGGUGGGGUUCGUCCUUGAAUUUUGAAAGUGUUUUUCACAGUAAAUGGCACUGUUCCUUCAAUAUCGUUAAGCAAACUAUUUUUACCUCACAGGACUCAAGGUUCUUAUAGUUUGCUUUGAAGACCGUCUAGCUACUGAAUGGUAUCGGAUUUAUCAAGCCUUGGAGACAGUGGUAGACAGUCGGAUUGGUGAGAAUGUCCUCUUUAGUUUUUGCCUACGAGUAAGCUUUCUGCGGGUUGGGGGUAGGAUGUUACACGGGGAACUAACUUGAACCAUAGCCCUAUCAGUCUUCCCUGUUUUGUUUCCAUUUAUGUUCCCGUUCGCAGUUCCCCUUGUUAAUGACAUCCUUCGCCUCACAGAGACCUUGAGUAUUAACCAUUUUCAUGAGAAAACCGGAAAUUCCAUCCGGUUGGAGAAUAAAAUGGUUCGCGCGCAAUUGCGUUUGGGAUGCUUUAGGGAAGAUGGGCUUUCAUUUGAGGCCUUGCCAAAUUUUUACUUUUUAUGACCUCUCAGGCUGACUUGGGUAUACUUUGUAGCAGGUCCUUCCCCCGCGAGGUCAAUUUUAACUGCCGAAUGUUUGAGAAAGAGCCGAUUUUCGACUGGAUGAUUUGUGUAUUCCCUCUCGUUUGUAAAAUGGUGAGUGGUAAGCUAACUGACCGCGGUCAAACGCGAGAAAUUUGCAUAAGCUAAGCAAAUCAAUUCAUUGCUAUGUUCAACGGCCCGGGGCAGCACAACUCGCCCACAAACAUCAAAAAUCACGGCGACACGGUUGGCCGAGAUGGUUUGGUGUAAUAAAAUUUCAGUCCUCACUCCUGAAUAUUUACUUCCGUCUCAGUGGUUCCGGUCCUCGCUCCUACUUAUUUACUUCCUCGACGGGCCAUAUAGGUGUUCACACUGCACUAAAGUAUGGCACAAAACCUAUUGGAUAUAUGACGGUCCACUUUCGAGAUCGGCGCGGCGCAGGCGCGAUUUCUGUGACGGAUGAACGACGCUCCACAAUCUUUAUUCAGUGUGUGUGAACAACAGCCUUAACCGGUAUGGUUUGGGGCCAGCGCAAAAGCUAUCCGGUAGUAUAGUAUGAACACCUAUUCGAAAUGUGACUCUUCAGUUUAGAGAACGGCGCGGCGCAGCUUCUCCCUGUUACGGAAAUCGCGCUGAAAACACCGGUCUUAUAUAUGAACAGAAGCCCUGUGAUCCGGUAUGGUUUUCGCGCCGGCGCAAAAGCUAUCCGGUAGUAUAGUAUGAACACCUAUCCGAUAUGUGACUCUUCACUUUAGAGAUCAGUGAGGCGCGGCGCAGCUUCGCUCUGUUACAGAAAUCGCGGUGAAAUCACCGUUUUUAUGUGUGAACAGAAGCCCUAUGCGGUAUGGUUUGGUGCCAGCGCAAAAGCUAUCCAAUAGUAUAGUAUGAACACCUAGUCGAUAUGUGACUCUCCAGUUUAGAGAUCGGCGCGGCGCAGCUUCGCUCCCUUAACUGAAUAUAUUGCGCCGAAAUCACCGUUCUUAUGUGCGAACAGAAGCCCUACCCGGUAUGGUUUUCGCGCCGGCACAAAAGCUAUCCGGUAGUAUAGUAUGAACACCUAUCCGAUAUGUGACUCUCCAGUUUGGAGAUCGGCGCGGCGCAGCUUCGCUCCCUUAACUGAAUAUAUUGCGCUGAAAUCACCGGUCUUAUGUGCGAACAGAAGCCCUGUGAUCCGGUAUGAUUUUCAUGCCGGCGCAAAAGCUAUCCGGUAUCGUGUGAACAUAGGUCUUCACUUUCACGGCUCUAAAGUUUAAUGUACUACCAAUACAGUAAAACCCCGCGACUAAGAACCUGAAUUUUAAGAACCUGUUAGGCUAAAAUGUGCCAGUUAAGUCCCCUCUAUAAUAACAACCUGUUUAACCUAAAAUUUGAAACAGGCUCUUGUUUUCUAAAAUCUAUGAAAAAAUUCUGUACACUUUGGUUAAUAAGAUAAGUCAACAUUCAGAAUCCUCUUUGGAGACAUGGGUGCCUUAUCACUCCAACUGCAAUGCAAUGGUAUGCAGGUGUUAUAGUGAGGAAUACACUGUGUUGGAAGCUGAACCACUAAAUUCUCUUAUCUAUUGUUUUUGUUUGUUUGGUUGUACGGUUUGUUUUUUUUGUUAGAAAAUAAGAACCUAUUUAAGAACCUAGAUAGGCUAAACUUGUGCUAACUACCAUUUAUAUUGAGAAGAACCUGUUUAGACUAGCUAGGAAAAAUCCAGGUUCUUAUAGUUGCGAGGUUUUACUGUACGCUGUUGAUUUACUAAAGCAAUUUCCUUCUUUUAUUCAGGGAAUGUUGGUUUCUGGGACUUUAUGAACUUUUGUGUCUCAUAUAGAACACCUUUAUACCUUUUGACUAUACCGCUCAUUCGAACGAAGGUAAGGCUAAGCUUUUUUCUGUCAUUCUUAAUAUUUAAAGCUGAUUUUAGGCCAUCACUGGUCACAGCUUCUUGAGCUGAAAAGGGCCUUUUUACCGUGAUGUUUUUUUUUUCUAGAGGUCUAUCGAGUUCCACUUUCUUGUAUAUUUACGGACCGGGUAGAAAAACCUGUGUAUUGAAGGGUAUUGAACUUUAUGAGAAAACGAUCCGAAGCCAAUUAGCUUAUUAUUGUUGAAACGCUGAUAUGGAAUCUGGAAUCCUUCAUAACAAGACAAGUAAAUCAUUAGCACUUGUUUAAGGAAGUACUUCCUGUGAUCCGUUGCGUGUAUACUUUUUCUCUUUUAGGUAGUUCAACUUCGUCACACCAGUGCUGUUGAGCGUGCUCUUAAGCAGAGGGUGCUGGACAAGAUAUCGCAGCCGCCUCUGAUGGUCAACUGUCGGAAUACUCUCAUAGCUCACUUUGUGAACGAAUUAUCGGCCAUUAAGCAAAAGCGCCCAGCAGUAGGUUUACAGGACGUUGACGAAGAAGGGAAGCUGGAGGAAGAAGAGGAGCAAAAGGAGGAAAAAACUCUGACGCUGCAGCCGCCGCCUUCUGGGAGGGAACGCUCAUGCAGUGCUCCGGAAGAGCCAGCCACGAAGGGUCAAACGGAAGAAGGAAAACCCAGUCCCAUCAUUGUACGUUCUGCUAGCAUGAAAGCGAAAAAGUCGGUCUCUUUUUCACCCGCACCGAGCUUUGACGAGGAUCAGGGGUCGAUGACUUCCUCGUUGACUGACGUUGGCAAGGAAAAACGGAAAAAGCGGCUUCUGAGGAAACAGGACACAGUUGAAGAGCAGGAAACACAAACUGGCAAUUCUCUGUUAGAAGUGGAUUCAUCGGGUGGUGGUGGGCCGUUUGGGCAUCAACGGGGAGCGACCCUUAGACCCGGCAGGAAGUUAUCCAAGCGCUUGGAGAAAUUCCGGGCCGCCGCUGCGACUGUUAUUGCAGAAAGGAAAUUGUCCGCUGGCUUGUCAAGGAGCUCCUCUGUUGAUACCUCCAAACCCGUGGAGAACAAAUCCAAAGGGAUUGUUGAGGUCUGUGAAAGAGAACGGUUUGAAAUGGAAGCGUUCGUGGCAGAUGAUUAUAAACCUGCAGCUGUUUUCGAACAAAAACAAUCACAAGAGUCGUUGAAACCACCGAUUGCCAAACCAGAAUCUGUGAAGAUUUCUCUUUCUCCGUACGGCUCUCCAUUGAGACGUUCCCCAGUUGAAGAAGACGGCAUGUAUCCCGACGUUUUGGAAGCCAUAACGCCUCUCCCUCCCGUCCCUCCGGUUAAAUUUAGCUCUCAUGUGGACGAGAAGCACGAAUCAAAUUCAAUAAACGCGAGGAAUGGAUCGGUUGCGCCCGAGACCAACUUAACAGCGGAGUAUGAUGUAGAGCGUGCGCAACGACUUAGCCGGACACGGUGGUGGCAAAAAGUUUACGCUAGUGUUGACAUCUCUACAACUGAGGAAGAUACUCAGCGACAACACAUCGCUACGUCAGAUGAGCUCGAAAUUCAACGCGAAACAAAUGUGUGA
Messenger RNA from Porites lobata, 65010 nucleotides. The record is from the annotation of a GenBank genome assembly. NCBI's taxonomy places the organism in Eukaryota, Metazoa, Cnidaria, Anthozoa, Scleractinia, Poritidae.